Messenger RNA from Pelobates cultripes (western spadefoot toad), 75343 nucleotides. The record is from the annotation of a GenBank genome assembly. Lineage: Eukaryota; Metazoa; Chordata; Amphibia; Anura; Pelobatidae.
GUAAUAGAGCAGCAUUGCUCAUGGUACAGAAACAUUAGCAGCAGAGAGGAGGCAUCCUGCCUGUUCAUUAGAGAUGCAAAGUGACAUCAUGACUGUGCUAGCUAAAGGAUGGGAAUAAUGAGGAGGCGGGGAGGCUGCACACUUUAUGUGUGUGUGUGUGUCUGUAUGUGUGUGUGUCUGUAGGCAGCCAGCUCUGAACCCUGCAGUCACUAUACAGCAACCCAGAAGCCUGCUCGCCCUGCACUGUCACAGCUCUGUAUGACUGUCACCAAGGUAAGGAGAGCCAGCUCUGUGUGGGAGACAUGGAGGCAGAGAGCUGGGAGGGAUAGAACACGGAGAGGGAGAGCCAGAUGGGGGAUGGCAGUGAUGUGAGUAGUGAUAACACUGCCAUGUGUCCUCCAUCCAUAGACAGCUAAGGUCUAUAAUGGAAGAUGUUUAGUUAAUGGGGGUUUAUACACAUUGCUUUACCCCAGGCUGCUUUAAGAUCUCAACCGUAAACCACCCUGCGUGAAUGGCAGUGUAUGUUUACAUGAUGACAGCAACCAUCCACCUCUUCUCAUCUGCCUCACCAACUUCUGCACAUGGAAUGUUCCCAUCAGGCUCUUCCCAUGUGUUACUGUCUUCCUUCUUCUAAUAUGGUGUAUCUGUAUUAUGUAUCUAUAUAACAGGGCAAUACAUGAUUAACAUGGGCAGCAAUGCUUGUCAUAUCUGACCAAGCCCUACAUGCAACCUGAUACCUAUGUGAGGAUGCACCUACCUGGGCAUGGAGUCCAUGGGAAGACAGGGAGUGGAGCUCAUUAUGGGCCUAUAUGAGGGGCAGUAGGAGCAGCUCUCUGUAUUAGUGAGGUGACAGAAUGAGUUUUGAGGUUUGGUCAUUGGAGUGGCUGAUUUUGAGAAGUGAAUUAUGAGUGGUCUGUGUUCUUUGAGUCUGCUCAGUAUGUACAUAAAAACUGCCUGCUCACUGAGGGCCUUUAUAUAUAGAAACUGAGUGCCCGCUCACUGAGGGGCAUGUAUAUAAAACUGAGUGCCUGCCCACUGAGGGUCAUGUAUAUAAAACUGAGUGCCUGCUCACUGAGGGCCAUGUAUAUAGAAACUGAGUGCCUGCUCACUGAGGGCCAUGUAUACAGAAACUGAGUGCCUGCUCACUGAGGGCCAUGUAUAUAGAAACUGAGUGCCUGCUUACUCUGGGCCAUGUAUAUAAAAACCGAGUGCCUGCUCACUGAGGGCCAUGUAUAUAGAAACUGAAUGCCUGCUCACUGAGGGCCAUGUAUAUAGAAACUGAGUGCCUGCUCACUGAGGGCCAUGUAUACAGAAACUGAGUGCCUGCUCACUGAGGGCCAUGUAUAUAGAAACUGAGUGCCUGCUUACUCUGGGCCAUGUAUAUAAAAACCGAGUGCCUGCUCACUGAGGGCCAUGUAUAUAGAAACUGAAUGCCUGCUCACUGAGGGCCAUGUAUAUAGAAACUGAGUGCCUGCUCACUGAGGGCCAUGUAUAUAGAAACUGAGUGCCUGCUCACUGAGGGCCAUGUAUAUAGAAACUGAGUGCCUGCUCACUGAGGGCCAUGUAUAUGGAAGGUGCCUGUUCACUGAGAGCCAUAUAUAUAGAAACUGAGUGCCUGCUUACUGAGGGCCAUGUAUAUAGAAGCUGCCUGCUUACUGAGAACCAUGUAUAUAGAAGCUGCCUGCUCACUGAGGGCCAUGUAAAUAGAAGCUGCCUGCUCACUGAGAGCCAUGUAUAUAGAAGCUGCCUGCUCACCGAGAGCCAUGUAUAUAGAAGCUGCCUGCUCACCAAGGGCCAUGUAUAUAGAAGCUGCCUGCACACCAAGAGCCAUGUAUAUAGAACCUGCCUGCUCACCAAGGGCCAUGUAUAGAGAAGCUGCCUGCUCACUGAGAGCCAUGUAUAUAGAAGCUGCCUGCUCACUGAAGGGCCAUGUAUAUAGAAGCUGCCUGCUCACUGAGGGCCAUGUAUAUAGAAACUGAGUGCCUGCUCACCGAGGGCCAUGUAUAUAGAAACUGAGUGCCUACUCACUGAGGGCCAUGCAUAUAGAAACUGCCUGUUCACUGAUGGCCAUGUAUUUAGAAGCUGCCUGCUCACUGAGGGCCAUGUAUUUAGAAGCUGCAGGCUCACAGAGGGCCAUUCAUAUAGAAACUGAGUGCCUGCUCACCGAGGGCCAUGUAUAUAGAAACUGAGUGCCUGCUCACUGAGGGCCAUGUAUAUAGAAGCUGCCUGCUCACUGAGGGCCAUAAAUAUAUAGAAACUGAGUGCCUGCUCACCGAGGGCCAUGUAUAAAGAAGCUGCCUGCUCACCUAGGACCAUGCACUGGCCCGGGAAAUGUGGAGCUUUGACAAGAGAAUUGCACAUUUUAGGCCAGUUCUAGAAAAAUAGUUGGAUGUUUUUAAAUUUUUCUGGCCUAAUAGUUGCAGUUCUUUUUCUUAACUUAACUUAUGUCCAGGUUAAGACGUAAACACCACAGACUUUCGUUUUGCUGAAAACUGAAUUGAGCAUUAUGACAUUGCUUAUUUAGUUAAUGAACUGACAGUAAAAGUCUGUUCAAAGCUCAAGGCCACAAGAUGUAUUCCUGGCAGGGUCAACUCGUCUUUUGGAGGUUGAUAAAAUCAGUUACACUGAGUUUUAUAAUAAAACAUUUCCACCCUAUAGUAUGUAACAGUCAAAUUAAUUAAGGAAGCACCAUUUGUUUACUGCCUUGACUAAUCACUUUGCUUCCCCCAGUAUAAUAUACGAGAUGCACUUUCAUGUGAUGUCCACCAGCAUUUAGAAGUGAUAUGUAUCCAGGGAGACAUUGGGGGGUCUGGCAACCUUUCUACCUAGGAAUUGGUAGAAUUAUCAAUGUUUCUUCCUGGUAAACGGUCAUUAUUUGUACAUUAAAAGCACAUAUGGGAAAUGACCUUCCAGUAAGAUCAUUGAACAUUCACUAGAUUAAUCAGAUGUAAAAUCUGAGCCUAUCAAUCUCCAAACCAGGAGUGAAAAAAACAUACUGUUUCUAUGGCUGUAUAGCCCUGGUUUACUGGACAGGAUAAUGCAGCAAAUAGUGCAUAUAACAUUCAGGCAGUAUACUGGUCAAUGACAAUCCUCACACUUUCUCUAUAUCUUCUAAAAUGUUUAGAGUAAUAUAACAGACGUUUCCAUUAAGCUCCAAAUAUGCCUCUGUCCUUAUCAUAACAUGAGACAGACAGCAUCCUUGCUAGGCCAGUAGCAUCACUAGAUUGGUACCCAGAGAGAUGCUGGUUGUGUUACAUUGCCCUCAGUAUCUUUGUACCCAUACCUAAGCUGUGUAUGUGUGCUUGGGAUGGAUACUGCAGUGAGGAGGGGCCUUCCUCUGCCAGUCUGCAGCAGUCAGACAGAGUGAAUGACAUCACGCAGGAUAAAUAGCACAGUGCAGGAUGAAAUGUUCUGCACAGAUUAUGGAAGAAUGUGCUUGACCAUAGCCCCCGGGAGAUAUGCUCAAAGUCACCAUUAUCACAAAAUGUACAAUUAUCACUUGUGUUCAGACACAAUCACCCCUUCUGGACAGUCCAACAAGAAUAGUUUGAAAGAGUCUCUUUCAGCUUGUCUGUAAUAAACGAAUGAAUUUAGCCAUUGGCAAAGAUAAGGUUGGGCUGUGAAUCCCCCAUAUGAUAAUGUACACUUUCUGUCAGGACUGGGCUACAAAUAGAAAUGACUUAAAUACAAUUUUCAAUAGAUCACUGUUGUCCAAUUUGUAACUUCCCAGUGUCUGUAGAGCUACAACACCCAUUAGGCCCAGUCAGCCACAGCCACACACCCUCAGGGUUAAUCGCUAAAGAGAGAUUUGUUGGGAAUUCAAAGUGAAUUUGAAAUUUAAAGGACAGCUGUCAUAAAAGUUUCACUUCUUGUGCUUUAAAUGUUAAAUACAGUUUAUGACAAUAUAUAUAUAUAUAUAUUUUUUAAAUAAUGUGUACUGAUGUUUGAGAAGUUUAAAUUUUUAUCUGGCUGAGAAGUCAGUUAGGUUACAGCCAGCAACUUAAAGGACCACUAUAGUGCCAGGAAAACAAACAUGUUUUCCUGGCACUAUGUAGUCCUUAGGUAUCCCCUACCCUCAGGCGUUUUUAAUGCGCACACCGCUCUGGCCACGCAUGCACAUUCGACUCCCCCGUUAAUACCCCUUCAGCCACUUUCCUUAAUCCAGCGCCGGGCUCCCUCGGUGCUGGUGACCUCUCCCCCCCCGACAUUGGCUCCCGAGUGGAGUCGAAUGUGCAUGCGUGGCCAGAGCCGCGCGCGCAUUAAAAACGCCUGCUUUCCUAUGGAUGUCAGCGUCUUCUCACUGUGAUUUUCAUAGUGAGAAUCGCAGAAGCUGCCUCUAGUGGCUGUCAGUUAAAACUAGAGGGACCUGGCACCCAGACCACUUCAUUGAGCUGAAGUGGUCUGGGUGCCUAUAGUGGUCUGUGUGCCUAUAGUGGUCCUUUAACUUGCGUUAAGUUGAGUUAAAGUUAAAGGGACACUAUAGUCACCAAAACAACUUUAGCUUAAUGAAGCAGUUUUUGUGUAUAGAUCAUGCCUCUGCAAUUUCAUUUCACAGUUCACUUCCAUUUCGGAGUUAAAUUACUUUUGUUUCUGUUUAUGCAGCCCUAGCCACACCUCCGAUGGCUGUGACUGACACAGCCUGCAUGAAAAUAAAAUGCUUUCAUUUUCAAUCAGAUGUAACUUUACUUUAAAAGUUUGCAUUUCCUGCUCUGUAAAUUGAACUUUAAUCACACAUAGGAGGCUCAUGCAUGGUCUAGCAAGUUAUCAACAGAGCAGGAGAUAAGAAAUUCUAAAUUAAACAGAAUUUGCCAUAAAGGAAGUGUAACUAUUAGAAGACCUUUUACAGGAAGUGUUUAAGAUGGCUGUGUUAAUCACAUGCAGGGAGGUGUACCUAGGGCUGCCUAAACACAAUUAUUUAACUCCUAAAUGGCAUAGAAUUGAGCAGUGAUAUUGCAGGGGCAUGAUCUAUACACCAAAACUGCUUCAUUAACCCCUUAAGGACACAUGACGUGUGACAUAUCAUGAUUCCCUUUUAUUACAGACGUUUGGUCCUUAAGGGGUUAAGCUAAAGUUGUUCUGGUGACUCUAGUGUUCCUUUAAGUUGAGCAGCAGUUGGUCAGAUAACUGUAGAGUCUGACCCUACAUGGCUGCAUGACCUGAUAAAAAGGAAAAUUUUCUCCAAAAAAAAUCAAUACACAUAAUUUGAAAAAAUAUUGUAACUUUUUAUUAGAUAUAAUAAACUUUAAAAAAAAAAAUGUAAGUCAUCGAAGCUUCCAGUUUGGUUAUCUUGGUGUAAAAUUUUAAAUUCACUUUGAAUUUGGAGUGAUUACAGAAUACUACCAUCAGCAAAGCUGACUUGAGCUGGCUGAGAUUUUUCCAGUUUGGCUGUUUUUACCCUGUAUUGAAAUUUACUUUGAAUUCUCACUUUAAUGAAUAACCCUAAAGCUGGACAAGUAUCUGCUUGUUACCCCUGGUCUGCAAUCUAUUGAUUAAUGGAUUAUUAUUAACUUUCAUCCCUAAUUGGAAGUGGUAUCAGCUAUUCUUGUUUGUUUUACCUCUAUUGGUACCUCAGUAUGUGUAAUGUUUUGGAACGAUCAAUAAAUAAUACUGUACCUUUGACCUUUCAGUUUCUUGGUAAAAAAACAACAACACUUGGACGCAGAAUUAUUAGCAUCCAUUAAGACAUCAUUAAUACUGAAUGAGCUGUAUCUUUAACAUUAAAGGAUAGAGAAUGUCUAUGCAGUGCAUUAAUCCCAUCACGUGACAACCAGGAUGGAGAAUGAAGCAUAUUGGUUUUCCAUCUAAUGAGACAGAAGUCCUGGCUCUUCAUUUCUAAAGUUACAGUGAAUUCCUAAAAUCCAAUUAUAUUCCCUCUGCAAUUGGGUUAUUUUACUAUUUAUAAAGCGACAACAAAUUCUGCAGCGCCAGGAGUUAGCCAUCUGGCCACCUCAGGGAACCCCCGAUGCCAUGCUAGGUAAGGCAGAGCAGGCACCUUCUUACCUUGAUGGCAGGUGCCUGCUCUGCCAACAAAUGCCGUUUACCUGAAGAGAGGGGGAUGGAGAAAGCAGGCGGCGAUGGAGGCUGUUCUUGCAGCCUCUCACUCCUCCCUCGCACGCCUUCUGUGAUGCUGGGAGCCGAAAUAUGACGUCAUUCCGGCCUCAGCAUACUAAACAGCGGGCAGGAGGAGUGAGUGUGUGUGUGUCAGUGAGUAAGUGUAUGUCUGUCAGUGAGUGUCUGUAUGUGAGUGUGUGUGUCUGUCAGUGAGUGAGUGUAUGUAUGUCAGUGAGUAUGUGUGUGUGUCUGUCUGUCAGUGAGUGAGUGUAUGUCUGUCACUGAGUGUGUGUGUGUGUGUCAGUCAGUGAGUGUCUGUCAGUGAGUGUCUGUCAGUGAGUGAGUGUAUGUCUGUCACUGAGUGUCUGUGUGUGUGUGUGUGUGUCUGUCAGUGAGUGUAUGUAUGUUAGUGAGUGCGUGUGUGUGUGUGUGUGUCAGUGAGUGAGUGUUGGACUGUCAGUGUGUGUGAGUGUGUGCCUGUGUGUGUGUCUGUCUGUCUGUCAGUGAGUGAGUGUAUGUCUGUCACUGAGUGCGUGUUUGUGUCUGUCAGUGAGUGUCUGUGUGUGUGUGUCUGUCAGUUAGUGAGUGUAUGUAUGUCAGUGAGUGUCUGUGUGCAUCUCUGUCAGUGAGUGAGUGUAUGUCUGCCAGUGUCUGUGAGUGUCUGUCUGUGUGUGUGUUUGUCAGUGAGUGAGUGUAUGUCUGUCAGUGAGUGUCUUUGUGUGUGUCUGUCAGUGAGUGAGUGUAUGUAUGUCAGUGAGUGUCUGUGUGUAUGUCUGUCAGUGAGCGAGUGAGUGUUUGACUAUCAGUGUGUGUGAGUGUCUGUCUAUCUGUGUGUGUGUCUGUCAGUGAGCGUGUAUGGAUAUCAGUGUGUGUCUGUCAGUGAGUGAGUGUAUGUCUGUCAGUAAGUGUAUGUGUGUGUGUCUGUCAGUGAGUGAGUGUAUGUCUGUCAGUGAGUGAGUGUAUGUAUGUUAGUGAGUGUCUGUGUGUGUGUCUGUCAGUGAGUGAGUGAAUGUUUGACUGCCAAUGUGUGUGAGUAUCUGCCUGUGUGUGUCUGUCAGUGACUGUAUGUAUGUCAGUGAGUGUGUGUCUGUCAGUGAGUGAGUGUAUGUAUGCCAGUGAGUGUCUGUGUGUGUGUGUGUGUGUGUAUGUCUGUCAGUGAGUGAGUGUUUGACUGUCAGUGUGUGUGAGUGUCUGUCUGUGUGUGUGUGUCAGUGAGUGAGUGUAUGGAUGUCAGUGAGUAUGUGUCUGUCAGUAAGAGCGUGUAAGUCUCUCAGUGAGUGAGUGUAUGUCUGUCAGUAAGUGUGUGUGUGUGUGUCUGUGUGUGUGUGUGUCUAUCAUUGAGUUUCUGUGUGUGUGUCAGUGAGUGAGUCUAUGUGUGUUAGUGAGUGAGUGUAUGUCUGUCAUUGAGUGUGUGUCUGUCAGUGAGUGUGUGGGUCUGCCAGUGAGUGAGUGACACGAGGGGGCGGCAAAAUGGAUCUUUGCCUAGGGCGGCAGAAAUCCUUGCAGCGGCCCUGAGUCCAGACAAUUUGCAUCCAUCUGUCCAUGCAAGGAUUAAACUAACCAGAGAAUUUAGUUGGCAGUUUUCUAGAGCAUUUUUUUUAAAUGAAUAGUGCAGGCACCAUAACCUCUACAGCUUGCUGCGGUGUUUUUAGUGCCAGGAGUGUUAUGGUGAUUUUGAUUGUUUGGUUGUUUUUGUUGUUGUUGUGAAGACACAGACAACAGAAUCAGCAGCUAUAUUAAUAUGUCAGGAACACAAGUUUGCGAUAAAGAAAAUAAGACAUCAGUAAGACACGCUGACAUGGUUGCACAUGAAAAAUAACAAUAAGUGUGUUCAGGGCAUGUAUAUGUUAUGCAGAGUUACUAGACAGUAGGGGUCACACAAUCGGCCAUACUAACUUAGUAACAAAGAAAUCACAACUGUACUUAUUAAAAAUUAAUGAAUGGUAUAAUUGGAACAAGCAAAUAAAAUACUGCUGGCGUAGCUGGUAAGUUAGCAUGUGGAGGCAGCACACAAAGAAAUAGGGACUGAAUUGUGAACAAAACUGGUUAUACAAACUACCAUUUCUCCAGACAUUAAAGAGGCAGUCAAUUCACAUAUUGGCUCUCAAUCAAUUCCAUGCUCAGGAAUUAGCCGGCCAGUCCGCCACCGAAGCCACACAGGCCUCCUGAGGAUCCAUGUGGCACUCAAAUAUGUAUGCAUACUGUAUGCUAUCGCCAAGACUUAUAUCUUAAUCGAUGCCCAAUGAUAGCAGGCCGAGGGAUGUCUGCGCCUAGUGUGUCAGUUUUGGAAUAAUAUUCUGGCAAGGAUUGGCAGAAGCUCCAUGUAGCCCACCAUAAAGCAGAUGUGGCUCAGCUUGGGGCAUUGUAUCGGUCCCCAGCGUAGGUAAGUGAGGUAGCAAUCAUAAGCAGGCCCCAAAGUUGGUGUGCUCCCUGGGUGUGUGUAUGAGCAAUACAGUCCCGAAGCAUUGGCUUAGUGUAGCCCAGAAUCCUUUACAUAGGGCAACAAAUGUGAUGAGUAAAUCUGUGAUUUCCAAGGACACGUGAGUGAUUGGCUAGGAAUCAGCAGCCAUCUUAGGUGUGUGUGGACGCCUCAAAGUCAUCCGCCGUUGGGCAAACUCCAGGGUGGACUGGGAUGACCCCCACUGGUGCAAGGAGCCAGCAAUAAGUAAUGUUGAACAGCAGAUGUGUCACAGGUGUGGUGUAUUACCAAACUAUAUACAUUAUGCACGCGUACACAUAUAAACUCUCCUCCGUUUACUUUAACAAAUAUUUAUUCGGGGUAAAACAACAACAGCAUACAAAUAAUGACACACAAUCUAACUAAACCAACAACCACAAUCUAACCAACUAACAAUAACAACUAAACCUUAUAAAUUCAUCAAAUCCCACUCACAGUUCACCACGAUAACCUUAGCCCAUGUCUGCUCACAUGUUUGCUCAAUAGCACAGCCAAGAAGGAACAGGGAGGAACAUAGAUAAAGGGAAGUGGUUAUAUCUUUCUGACUUGUAAAGGUAUUGAAUUACCUAAUUACCAUAUCAAAGGGUAAAGAUUAUCCUCCUAUAAGAAAGGCUGGGUCACCAUAUUAGUUUGAAAUAUAUAUAUAUAUAUAUAUAUAUAUAUAUAUAUAUAAAAAAGUGAUACAGCACUCUUACCAUGAUCCCGGUGCUACCACCCUUGGGGCUGGCUACCCCGAUUGUAAUAGUUGAACAAAAUUGUGGUCCAAUUAUGCAGCAGAUUUAUAUGGAAAGAGUGCAUUUCAAUCUCAAAGAGAUAUUUUUUAAGCUCAUUAGUUUGAUGACAGAAUGUGGGCAAGAGAGCAGGGUGCCGGCUGUUCACCUCACUCACUGCCCGAGUAGGCCGCAGUCAGAGAUGCUUCAGAUCUCCCACAAAUGCUCCAAAAUCCUGGUUCUUGGGCUGAGUCACGGCUUCAACACCGAUUUGAACAAUUAGCCUCCGCUUUCUGGUGCAAGGUGAGUAUAUCUGCCGUUAUCAGCGUAAAAGGCUGUAAGAUUCAGGAGCUGCUUUUACAUGUGACCAGUCAGCAUGGCGGUCAGGCCUUGCCCCCCUUUAUUGUUUGUUUUAAGUGUGGACUGCAUAGCUGAAAUAUCAAGUUAAAAGAAAACAGCACAUUUGUCUAUAAACUGCUCCCUAGCCAUACAUGAAAAUGUAAAUCAUGAAAACGUGUGGUUUGUUUUAAUUUAUUUGUUUUGUCUUUUUAGAAAUAUGGGGAGGGUGUAUAACAUAAGAGAUUAUGUGAUAUUACUUGCCAUGCACCCGACAGGUUCAGCAAAAUCACAGUGGAACAAAUUAUUUUAUUACAUAGCGGUGAAAAACUAACAUAAUACUGUUCUAAUAAUCUACUGAUGUGCAAUUUGAGAACAUUUAGGGGAAUGCAGAUUCCCACCAAGACAGCAGAUUGUAAACAUUAUAUCAACAAAAUAUGUGCUGUAAAUAAAGCAUUCUUUCUAAAUCCAUCUGUGUUUUAAAAGGUGCAGCAGGCUGGUAUUUCACCUUGCAAAAAUGUCUCAGUAUGUCUGAAAGUCCCUUCCUAAAUGCUUCACUCCUGCCUGCAUUUAAGUAUUAUCAUUGCAUACCUCCCAACAAUCAGGAGAGGAGAAUCAGGAUGGGGUGUGCAGGUCAGAGGGGGCCUCACCAGUGAUGUGACUUGGGUCACUAGCAAUACCAUAACGGAGUGUCUACUUGUCUGACCCCCAGCCUAGUUCAGGACCAUGUAAAUAUCUUUCUGUGAUUGAUUUAUGAAAUAAGGUGGAAUUUUUAUUUUACUACAAGGUAAUUUCUUACCUAUACUUACCAAUACUGAUGGGCUUCAGGAACACAGAGGCACACUUACAGGGUUAUUCACUAAAGUGAGAAUUCAAAGUGAAUUUAAAGGAACACUAUAGUCAUCAAAACAACUUUAGCUUAAUGAAGAAGUUUUGGUGUAUAGAUCAUGCCUCUGCAGUCUCACUGCUCAUUUCUUUGCCUUUUAGGAGUUAAAUCACUUUGUUUAUACAGCCAUAGCUACACCUCCCUGCAUGUGACUUACACAGCCUUCCAAAACACUUCCUGUAUAGAGUCAUCUAAUAUUAACGCUUCCUUUACUGCAAAUUCUGUUUAAUUUAGCAUUUCAUACCUCCUGCUCUGUUAAAGCUUGCUAGAUCCUUCAGGAGUUUCCUGUAUGUGAAUAAAAUUCAAUUUAGAGAGCAGGAGAUAAAAACUUUUAAAGUAAGUUACAUCUGAUUGAAAUUUAAACCAUUUUUUUGUUUCAUGCAGGCUGUGUCAGUCACAGCCAAGGGAGGUGUUACCAGGGCUGCCUAAACAGAAACAAAAAGGAUUUAACUUAUAAAUGGCAGAGAAGCGAUCAAUGAAACUUCAGGGGAAUGAUCUAUACACCCAAACUGCUGCAUUAAGUUACGUUUGUUUUGGUUAUUAUAGUGGCCCUUUACGGCCAAAGUAGCCAAAUUGGAAAAUGUCUGCAAAUCAGCUAUGCUUCUAGUUUAGUAUAUAUAUAUACAGACAGACAGAAAACAGAUAGAUAGAAAGAUCUUCGUGAAGCUGAGAAGAAUUUUACAUCUUCUUUUUCAGAUGCCAUGAAUUAUGCAAACACUGAUUGUUCUUGAAUACACCCUACAAUACCCUCUUUACUAGUUUCCUUGUCUUGGCCCCAAAGGGCAAAGGAUGUAAAGCUCAGCAUGUGUUCUUUAGUCUAUCUUUACUUCAAAAGACAAUGAAGGCUUCUGAUGUUUGCUACUGGUGAGAGGGGCAGGCCUAAUUUUUUUAUUUUAAUGGAUCUAAAAUAAACCUAUUUUGAUAAAUUUCCCAUAACUUUCAUGGUACUCCUUGGCAUUCUUGAUAGAAAGCAACCUGUUGUCAGUCCAUAAACUUCUGAAUUUGCUCGUUUGAAACAGAAAGAUGGAAAAAUUCCCAUUGCAUUGUAUGGAGCUGGGCAAAUGGAGCUUUAUUUAAUCAUUUAGAUUGUGCUUUGCAGAUCUUAUAACUUUUUGAAACAUUUCUAAUGUUUGUAAUGUGAUCAUCUUGGGAUCUUAAUGGAACAAUAUAAUGGCACUAUGGUACAGAUAGGUACUUUUUCGAGAUUGGUCCAAUUAAACCUUCUUCAGCAGACAGCACAGGUACAUUGUACCGUAAUCCCAAAAGGAUGACUGACCUAGAAUCAAACAAAAUGAACAAUAACUAGAUCAAGGUUAGAACAAAACCAAUUUUCAAAUCAGUAUAGUAAAAAAAAACAAGCUAAUAAUGUGAAACAGUAAUCUGCACUAACAUUUUUAUCUAGGUCAUCUGUUAGAUUAUAUGUUAAAAUAUGCUCAGAAACUUUCGUUCAUUCUGUUCUCAUAACAGUUAGUGUUGGGAGACUGGAACCUAAAUGUACAUUUUAAUGCUGUUAUUGAUACUCCUAAAACAGCUUGGUUCUGGAGCACUGCAAAGAUUGAGGACUGAUAAGUACAUUUACACAAGCACUUACAAAUAGAAAGAUCAAACCACUUCUGUUACACAUAUGGAAGAGGAGCAGGUUUGGAAUGUUCUGAAAAAGGUACAUAAAACCAAAAAAUAAAUGUAAUAAUACAUUUUGAUGCAUAUUUUCAUAUGUAUAUAUAUUCAGAUCUCUCAGCAUGUUAAAUGGCCAAAUGGAGAUCAUUUUUCUGUGAAUUGUUAGGUGACCAUGACAUAUUAAUGCCCAAUUUCUUAGAUCAGUAUGCCAUUUGUAACAAGUCAUUUGUUCACACUCAGUCCUAGUGUCGUUUAUAGCAGUUUUAACACAUUUUAUUAUGAGUUGAUUGUUGGAGCUCUGUGAUGCGCUUGUACAACUCAAACAGGUCCCAGAAAAGACAAGCUGCAUGGUAAAAACAAAAGUCAGAGAGAUAUGCGCACCAAACCGCAAGAAGUGAGCAUUGCCUGUCAUUGUGCUGUGAUUAGUUGGCUUCCAUGCCAAACGAAUACAGUGUUCGUACUGAGCGUUUAAAGUGAGGGAAGGCCUUUAUAAAGGCUAUUCCCACCUUGAAUGCUCAGUCUGUGUGAUAACAUUAAUGGGUUCACUAGGAUCAUUUUUUUUAAUGGUGCGGUUUCCAUUUUUUGCAGCUUUUUUUACAACUUGGGUCUAUUUUAUUGUAGACAGUUUUGUCGACAUAUGAUGGUUUGUUUGGCUAUUUUUUGCCAAAAUUAGAAGAUUGAAAAAAGAAGAUCCAUAAUUAAGAUUUAAAUAGUAAGUAUACUUUUUUGAAGAUAUAAAAGAAACCAAGGGGAAAUGAUUCCUCUUGGAUAUAUAGGAAGGAAAAGUUAUGGUCUAGAGAAAAGGGGGAUAUCCACUAAACAACUGGUAAAACAACCCACACCCUAGGUUGAAUAAAUAGACAAUACAAGAUAAAAAGCAAAGAGAAAACAAUCUGAUUGCUCAAACCAGGAGUGGAUACCAACACCCAAAGAAUACUAUACAGUGGCGUACAUACCAGGGUCGCCCGGCCGCCCCUGCAACCCGGUAUGUAGCCACAGGGCCAGCCUCUUCCCCUGGGGUGCCCAGGAGCCGACCACUCCAGGGCCCCCAGAGGCUGGCCCUGCUGACCCCGGCGGGCAGGUGGCCGGUCGGGCAGGCGGGCGCGCGAGGGAGCACUCAGUGAGGGAGCUGAAGAAGAAGCACUGAGUGCUCCCUCGCGCGCCCGCCUGCCCGACCGGCCACCUGCCCGCCGGGGUCAGCAGCACCACUGGACCCCAGGGAAUCCCCCCAGCGCUCCAAAAGGUAAGGAGGCUGGGGGGAUUACAUUUAAAAAAAAAAAAAAAGUGUGAGUGUGUAUGAGUGUUAGAGUGUGUGUGAGUGUUAGUGUUAGUGUGUGUUAGUGUUAGAGAGUGAGUGUUAGUGUGUGUGUGUCUGCUAGUGAGUGUUAGUGUGUGUGAGUGUUAGAGUGUGUUAGAGUGAGUGUGUCUGCUAGUGAGUGUUAGAGUGAGUGAGUGUGUCUGCUAGUGAGUGUCAGUGAGUGUUACUGUGUGUGUCUUACUGAGUGUGUGUGUUAGUGAGUCUGUUUGAUGUCUGUUAGUGAGUGUGUGUUGGUCAAUGAGAGUGUAUGUUUUGUAAGUGAGUGUGUAUGUAUGUCUGUCGCUGAGUGUGUCUCAGUAAAUGUGUGUGUCUGUUAGCUAGUGUGUAUGCGUCUGUAAGUGAGAGUGUGUGUGUCUUCAGCACUUACCUUUCUCCAGCGCCGGACUCCCCUGGCGCUGAGGAUCCCUCAGCCUCUCAGCUCCGAAUGCGACAGCGCACGCAUUCAAACCGCCCAUAGGAAAGCAUUACUCAAUGCUUUCCUAUGGACGUUCAGUGUGCUCCUCUAGCGGCUGUCAGUGAGACAGCCACUAGAGGCUGGAUUAACCCUCAGUGAAACAUAGCAGUUUCUCUGAAACUGCUAUGUUUUCAGCUGCAGGGUUAAAACUAGAGGGACCUGGCACCCAGACCACUUCAUUGAGCUGAUGUGAUCUGGGUGUCUGUAGUGGUCCUUUAAGUGUGUGUGCAUCUGCAUGCGCUGGCGUACAUACCGCGGUCGCAGGGGUCCCAGCCCUGUAACACCUGCGACCAGGUGCCCACCGCCCUGUGUUGCCCACGGAUCAAUUUUCGCACCGGGGCCCCAUGGGUCAUGUGUACGCCACAGAUACUAUAUAAAAGAGGGAAUAGAAAGGUAAACUGGUAACAUACACAGUAUCACUGCACAGUAAGCAAAUAGAAACAGACCUAGGUCACAAUUGAGUAAAUGUAUCUCAAUAAAUGAAUAUACAUUGUAUCAGUGCAAAUAAAGAUUGUCCACAGUCUUCGUUCAAGUAAUAAACAGACAUUGUAGUUUAGUGCUCAGUCCAGAAGAUAUCCUUUCAAUGUAAGCUCAUAUAUGUAAAAUCUGUCUGGUAUACUCUCUAUAUGAAAAGCAGGGAAACUGGCCAAUAUGAGCUAAAUAUGCCCUAGUAACAGACUAGUAUAAUAAUCAAUAAUAGUAUGGUACAUUAAAAAAAAGGAAUAUUGCAUAUGUAGAAAUGUGGGAUAAACAGUUCUACAUCUAUUAUCGAUAAUAAAUCCUGGAACGUUAUCUUCUAGUGUCAAUCAUUGAACUGUGCGAUAUAUAGUUCAGAGGCAGAGAAUUCUUCUUAUAAAAAUACUUUAUUAUACUACAAAUAUAUGUGUAUAAAAUAUAAAAUAAAGACAAGCAAUUGCUCACAGAUAGCAUAAAAAAGGGAACCUUCCUUUGGUGUCUUCCUCCCAGCAGUCUGGGUACUCUAGAAAUGCUGUCUCAUCAGAGCCAGCUUCAGAGGCAACUUCAGAGUCCUUGUUGACCAAAGCUCGUCGGGGAGAUCCACUGCGUGCGUUCCACUUUGCUUCAGUAUUCGUUCCACUGUGAGUGUGUGAAAAGAUGCAGCCUUACGCGUUUUGUGACGUCCUGUCACUUCAUCAGAGGAAUGCAUCUUUCGUGUGCCGAUGGAUUUAUAUACCCCUUUGGCAGUAUUAACUAUCCAUAGGGUUAACCCUUUCAUCACUUGAUGACUAUUAACCCAUAAGUGACAUGGCUAACAUAACCUUGUAAAAUCCAUACAUAUAAUUAAUCUAAAACCACAGAAUAUACAUAUAAUGGAUAUAUUAAAACCAUUGUAGUUUAAGACAUAAUGAAAUAAAGAUAUAAUCAAAUAAAGGAUAACGAAAUAAAAACUGAAAAACAAAUAAUGGGUAAUAAAACCACAAUCAUAAGUUAGUAGAAUUACAAUAAAAUAAUAUAGUAGAAUUAGCUCUGCAUGAAUAACAAUAAAUUAAUAAAUAACAGGGAUAUAUAUCACCCUAUAUGACCACAUCUUAAUGAAAAAAAUCUCAUAUAAAAUAUAAAUCUCAUAUAAAAUAUUAAAAAAAGACAUCGUAUAAAAGCUUAGAAUAGAGCAAGACUCAAUCUCUUUAGAAAUGAUAAAAAAUGAUAAAAAAUUUAAUUAAAUUUAUCCUUAUAUACUACUAAGAAGAUCGAAUAUGUAAAAGCAAAUACCUCCUCAUUUUUAUGGGAAGAGCAUAGUAUCUAUGAAUCACCCCUUAGUUAAAGUGCUACUAAAUGGUGUACCAUCACCACUUCAAAAAUUCAGAAAAAAUUCAAAAAAAAAACCAAACUAGAUACCUUUGGUGACAUAGAAUCUAACAUCGUGUUCAAAACAUGGAGACAGAAGAAGAUAUGCUUUAGUCAAUAUAUAAAAGAGAAGAUGAUUAGACUUAUAGAAUAAAAAAUAUGUAAUAAAAGAUAUUCAGAAUGAAACAUAAAGAAAUAAUGUAGCUAUUCUCAUUCUUGGGAGUUUAUAAAAAAGCAUUAAAUUCAAAGUCAAGAUUUAGACCCUUAGGUUCUAAAGUAUCCAACUGGAAGAUCCAUUUGGCUUCUGCUCUAUCUAGACCUUUUUCAAAAUCACCUCCUCUCCAGUGUAAAGAGACCUACUCUAUGGCCAUAAAUUGUAAUUCUCCUGGAUCGCUUGAGUGUGUGAUAUGGAAAUGUUUAGAGAGGUUAUGUGUUGGGAGGCUCUUCUUGAUAUUUCAAAUAUGUUCAGCUAUCCUGAUUUUAAAUACUUUCUUUGUCCUGCCAAUGUAAUAUUUACCGCAGUGACAUAUCAACAAAUAUAUCACUCCACUUGAAUUGCAGUUUAGAUUUCCUUUACUCUUAAAAGUCUCAUUAGUUAUUGGAUGUUUAAAUUGAUUAAUAAGGGGUACUUGUGUUAUGAUGUUUUUGCAUCCCAUACAUUUCCCACAUUUGUGGAAUCCCAUUGAAAUUGGACCGGACUGUUUCUUCUUCUCUUCUUUCAAUGUUGGGGCUAUCAUUAUUUUUAAAUUAGGUGCCCUGGAGUAUAUGAUCUUUGGUUUACUUCCCAGGAUCUGGUCUAAUAGAGGGUCACCUUUGAGUAUAUUCCAGUGUUUAUUGAGGAUCUUGUUCAAUUUAAAGGACUGGUUGCUAUACUGAGUAAUGAAUGCUGGAAUCUCCAUAUUCUGUUGUGGUUCUUUGUAUUUCUUCAUUAGUGUAUCUUCUCUUGGUGUUUCAAUUGCUCUCUUGAGAGCACCCUCUACUAAAUCUACUAAAUAUCCUUUGUUUAAGAAUUGUUUCUUCAUAUCUUUCAUUUGUAAUUCACACACUUCCAUUUCUGAACAGUUCCACCUAAUUCUUCUGAAUUGACUGUAUGGAAUGUUAUUCAGCCAUGUCUUCUUAUGAUAACUAUUGAAGGGUAUAAAAGUGUUACAGUCCAUUGUUUUUUUAAAAGUUUUUGUGUUAAUGAUGUCAUCUUUAAUGUAAAUUUCUAAGUCCAGAAAUUCUACUGCUUCUUUCGAGUGUUGAAAGGUGAAUUUCAAAUGAUAUGGAUUAAAAUUCAGAUACUUCUAAAGCCAUCAGAUCACCUUUCCAAAUAAAAAUGCAAUCAUCUAUAUACCUCUGCCAUAGGACCAGGUUUGCCACCGCAGGGGAGUUAUUCCAAAUGAAUCCAUCUUCCCAUUUACCCAUGAAAAGAUUCGCAUAGCUCGGUGCAAACCUGAUACCCAUGGUAUUCCCUUCUAUUUGCAGAGAAUUGGUUAACCUUUUGUGAAUCUUUGGUAGGUGAUAAAAUACUGCUAGUUUAGGGUGUUUGCAUAGAAUGUGGUCUGAUUCCCUUUUUGAUAGUAUUCCACGCUCUUUGCCCAUAUUCACUAAUUCCACAAGUUCGUCCGUAAAUGAUUGACUUGGAUUCUGCUUUAGUUUCAGAUACGUGUCUGUAUCACUCAGGAGUCUUCGAUUUUCAUUUUCAUAGUCUUGACUAUUCAUGAUUACUACUCCCCCCCACCCCUUUGUCUGCUGUCUUUAUGGUAAUUUUAUUAUCUUGCAUCAAUACUUUCAAAGCUUUUCUCUCCUUCUUUGUGAGAUUGUCCUUAGGAUCCGUAUAGUUUUUCAUGGCUCUUAGAUCUUUAUCAAUCAUCCUUUCAAAAACUCUGAUGUUCUCACUUUUCAUUUGUUGUGGGUAGAAUUUUGAUUUAGGGUGGAGGUUGGUAUGUACAUAGCCAUCCUCCAUUCUUUCCUUAGUAUAUUUAUUUUCCAAAAAGAAAUGUUUUACAGUAAGCUUUCUGAUGAACUUGUGCAAAUCAAUAAAUAUGUUGAAUUUUAAAUUCUGUGAAUUGGGAACAAAUUUCAGUCCCUUUUUAAGGAGUGAUAUCUCAUCUACAGUUAAUUCGUGAUCUGAUAGAUUAAAAAGGCUAGUGACUUCUUCAGUUUCUAGUUCAUUUACUCUUUUUUUAGUUCUUCUUUUUCUUCUCUUCUUGGUCUUUUAUAUAUAUAUCCCUGUUAUUUAUUAAUUUAUUGUUAUUCAUGCAGAGCUAAUUCUACUAUAUUAUUUUAUUGUAAUUCUACUAAUUUAUGAUUGUGGUUUUAUUACCCAUUAUUUUUUUUCAGUUUUUAUUUCUUUAUCCUUUAUUUGAUUAUAUCUUUAUUUCAUUAUGUCUUAAACCAUAAUGGUUUUUAAUAUAUCCAUUAUAUGUAUAUUCUGUGGUUUUAGAUUAAUUAUAUGUAUGGAUUUUACAAGGUUAUGUUACCUAUGUCACUUAAGGGUUAAUAGUCAUCAAGUGAUGAAAGGGUUAACCCUAUGGAUAGUUAAUACUGCCGAAGGGGUAUAUAAAUCCAUCGGCACACGAAAGAUACAUUCCUCUGAUGAAGUGACAGGACGUCACGAAACGCGUAAGGCUGCAUCUUUUCACACACUCACAGUGGAACGCAUACCGAAGCACAGUGGAACGCACGCGGUGGAUCUCCCCGACGAGUUUUUGUCAACAAGGACUCUGAAGUUGCCUCUGAAGCCGGCUCUGAUGAGACAGCAUUUCUAGAGUACCCAGACUGCUGGGAGGAAGACACCAAAGGAAGGUUCCCUUUUUUAUGCUAUCUGUGAGCAAUUGCUUAUCUUUAUUUUAUAUUUUAUACACGUAUAUUUUUAGUAUAAUAAAGUCUUUUUAUAAGAAGAAUUCUCUGCCUCUGAACUAUAUAUCGCACAGUUCAAUGAUUGACACUAGAAGAUAACGUUCCAGGAUUUAUUAUCGAUAAUAGAUGUAGAACUGUUUAUCCCACAUUUCUACAUAUGCAAUAUUCCUUUUUUUUUAUGUACCAUACUAUUAUUGAUUAUUAUACUAGUCUGUUACUAGGGCAUAUUUAGCUCAUAUUGGCCAGUUUCCCUGCUUUUCAUAUAGAGGGUAUACCAGACAGAUUUUACAUAUAUGAGCUUACAUUGAAAGGAUAUCUUCUGGACUGAGCACUAAACUACAAUGUCUGUUUAUUACUUGAACUAAGACUGUGGACAAUCUGUAUUUGCACUGAUACAGUGUAUAUUCAUUUAUUGAGAUACAUUUACUCAAUUGUGACCUAGGUCUGUUUUUAUUUGCUUAUUGUGCAGUGAUACUGUGUAUGUUACAAGUUUACCUUUCUAUUCACUCUUUUAUAUAUAUUUAGUAUUCUUUGGGUGUUGGUAUCCACUCCUGGUUUGAUACUUUUUUGAAGGAUUAUUUGUAUUUUUGAGUAUUUGACGCCCUCGUAACUUAUAUGAAGGUGGUAGGUAAAGACAUAUGUUGUGGGUAUAGAGGCGCAUUUAUGGGAGACUAGAGAUCUCCAGCAUCCUCAUAUUGGAGCACAUUUUGGGACACAGGAGACUUUUGAGGCACAGAAAGGGUUAAUUAUAACUUUGUGCUGUUGUAGUUGCUAUGGUAAUUUAUUGUUCUAUGCAUUUCACGAUAAUCUAAUAUUUGGUGAUCAGUUCCAAUUAGAGGUUAAAUGUAGGGGUUAAGGUUGGAAACUUGUCGAUAAUUUACAGCCGUUAAAAUCUACUAGCCAAUUUUAAUAAUAACAGCUUAAGGCAGAUAUAAACGACAAGGUUGAAAAGGAGCCGUUAGCUGGCUACAGUGACAGAUUGCACUUCCCAAGAAUGCAAUCCCACCACUCUAGGAGGAUGGAUGGCGCAUUAACUGAUUGCUGCUAAUGAGCUUGGUCUGUAUGCUUAAUCCUGCUUAAUUCUGUUUAAUGAAAAUAGUUUUAUUAGUGCAGUCUAAAAAAAUAUCCCUCUUACCUGUAGGUUACUGAAACGCUGACUUCAGUGCAAAAUUUAGAGUAUAAUGUGAAGCCUCCUGAGCCCCUAAAUGUACAUCAAUACGAGGACCCAAGAGAUGACCACAAGUCUCCUGAGCCCAUAAAUGUACAUUAAUAUGAGGACCCAAAAGAUGACCACAAGUCUCCUGAGCCCAUAAAUGUUCAUUAAUAUGCGGACCCAAAAGAUGACUACGAGUCUCCUGGGCCCAUAAAUGCGCCCCUUGUGCCAGCCAAAGUUAAACAGGGUUAUUCACAAAACUCCCUAUUUCGGCAGAUUAAAUCCCAAUGGUAAAACUGAGACUAAACAACAUGUUGUGCCUAUAGUGGAGAUGGAGAAUUUUUGUUCUGUUUAUUAAAUAUAUAUAUAAAUUGACCAAUCCUUGGUGGUCCAAACAAUAAAAGAAGAAAAAUAGAUAUAAUGCACAAAGAAAGUAGUAUGUUUGAUUAUAAUAUCAAACUGUGUGAGGUCUUAAUCACAAGUUAAAAACUUUACAAAAAAUAUCUCACAUAAAUGGCGCCCAAAACAGUUUAUAUGGGCUAUUCCAUCAUGUUUCGUUAUUCUAUAUUCUUUCCUCCAGGGACUCCCAAAUAUAAAAAGAGCUGACAGGCAGUAGUGUGAUAUGUUUAAUUGUACAGUGAUCCAACUACAAUUAUAACAUAUGCUUGUUAUUAACUAGGAAACAGCCAAUAUCAAACCACAAUCAAUAGUGUAAGACAAGUGCAAAGGUUGUUUAGGGUAGCUUAGAAAAUCCAAUGUGUUUAUUGUAUGAUUAAAGGGACACUAUAGUUACCAAGAAAACUUUAGCUUAAUGAAGCAGUUUUGGUGUAUAUACUAUGCCCCUGCAACCUCACUGCUCACUUAUCUGCAAUUUAAGAGUUAAAUCACUUUGUUUAUGUAGCCCUAGUGACUUACACAGCCUUCCUAAACAUUUCCUGAAAAGAGUCAUCUAAUAUUUACAUUUCCUGUAUUUGUUUAAUUUAGAAUUUCUUAUCUCUGACUCUGUUAUUGGAAUUCUAGAACCCACAGGAGCCUACUGUGUGUAAUUCAAGUUUAAUUUACAGAGCAGGAGUUAAAACUUUUAAAGUAAGUUACAUCUAAUUGAAAUUGAAACAAUUUGGCUAGGGCUACACAAACAGAAACAAAAGUGAUUUAACUCCUAAAUGGCAAAAAAAAAAAAAAAAAGCAGUGAGACUUUGGAUGCAUGAUCUAUACACAAAAACUGCUUCAUUAAGCAAAAUAUGUUUUGGUGACUAUAGUGUCAGUUUAACUUGCUGUCACUUACUUGCAUUGGAAGUGGAGCGAAAUUAUAAUGAUAACACACUCACUGCUUGGAAAGGCUAGAUAAAAUUUCACCACCAUCACAUUUUACCAUUCAAGGUAAAAACCUAUACAUGUGAGUUUAAUUAGAAUUGUGUAUUAUAAUAUUGCUUCCCAAUAUGAAAAAUCCUAAAAGAUUGGAGGAAUAUGUCCACCUAAGCUCUUUAACAUGUGAGUAAACAUUUUCCGAUGUAUUGGAUCUAUUUUUUGUUAGUCACUAAUGGAGUAGAUAUAAAAGUAUAGGAGACUGCCAUCUGAGACAUAGUAUGGAUAAUAUAAAGAGAGAGAAAAAGAAAUACAAAAGACUCGAGGACUGAAAAGAAUCCAGUAUAACUCUUCUUCCGUAUGCAUAUCAAACAUAACUUUCAUAUAAUCUGUUUAUCUCUCAGUCUUUAUAUCAUAUUUUUCCUUUUAGAAUUUUACCUACAAACAUUAUGGUGCAUUGCAUAUCUGUCCUAAACUUAAUGGUUGAAGGACAGCUUAUAAAAUCUGCAGUCAUGUGUUAACUAUUUUGUUUCUCUAGCUAAACGGUAUCUAAUCAUUGCAUGUUCUAAAUGUGUAUCUAUAAGCAAACCUCAUUUCUAAAAGUAAUUUACAUGGUAUAGAAAAUGCUGAUAUUAUUGAUACACAGUACAGAUACAUGCAGAUGACAUCAAAUAAAUAACUGCUCUAGUUGCUACCUGUAGAGGGCAGAAGUACCACCUACGGGAGGUUUGUUUUACUCUCCUUUGUCAGGCAAUUCUUUGGCACAAUGUCUAUGCCAAAGAAUUGACUGACAGGUGGGAUAAAGACCUUUUUAAAAUAUACUUAUUUCCUAAUCUGUGCAUUUGCUGUUGACUCUGCUAACACAAUGCGCAGAUGGAAUUGCAUGAUCUUUUAAAAGAGCACAAGCUGUAGGUACCGUGCCAGUUACCCUAUAAAACAUGCUGUAUGGGGGCAUGCACUCUCUACACUCCAGUCUGUACAUCAGAAGAUAAUCCCCUCUGCCAGCUUUGGCAUUUACAGCAUAAGCUUCUUAGUGCUGGGGGAUAUUGAGAGAUAGGAGAGGACUGGACUGUGAAUCACAUCUUAGAAUGAGGAAUCAAAUUAAACAUGGUCUGAGCAGACCGCAGACAACACAUUUUUAUCUGCUAUCAGUUUUUCUUGGUACUUACAUUUUGUGAUGAAAUGUGGGAUUGAAGUAGUAAACAAUGAAUGGCCAGAAUGUAUUAUGACAUUUUGGGGAUAUUUUAUUUUUAUUGUUAAAAAUAUACAGUAUCUCACAAAAGUGAGUACACCCCUCACAUUUUUGUAAAUAUUUUAUUAUGUCUUUUCAUGUGACAACACUGAAGAAAUGACACUCUGCUACAAUGUAAAGUAGUAAGUGUACAGUCUGUAUAACAGUGUAAAUUGGCUGUCCCCUCAAAAUAACUCAACACACAGCCAUUAAUGUCUGAACCGUUGGCAACAAAAGUGAGUACACCCCUAGGUGGAAAUGUCCAAAUUGGGCCCAAAGUGUCAAUAUUUUCUGUGGGCACCCUUAUUUUCCAGCAUUGCCUUAACCCUUAUAGGCAUGAAGUUCAUCAGAGCUUCACAGGUUGCCACUGGAGUCCUCUUACACUCCUCCAUGACAACAUCACGUAGCUGGUGGAUGUUAGAGACCAUGCGCUCCCCCAACUACUGUUUGAAGAUGCCCCACAAAUGCUCAAUAAGGUUUAGGUCUGGAGACAUGCUUGGCCAGUCCAUCACCUUUACCUCUAGCUUCUUUAGCAAGGCAGUGGUAGUCUUGGAGGUGUGUUCGAGGUUGUUAUCAUGUUGGAAUGCUGCCCUGCGGCCCAGUCUCCUAAGUGAGGGGAUCAUGUACUGCUUCAGUAUGUCACAGUAUAUGUUGGCAUUCAUGGCUCCCUCAAUGAACUGUAAAUGUAACAGUGCCAGCAGAACUCAUGUUGUGAGGAACUGACUCUACUGGGUUUCGAACCCUGGUUUACAUGGUGCUAAACCUCUUCCUUACCAGUACACCAGCCUACCUUUUGCAAAUUUACCUGAGAUCUGAUACUAUUGCUUGUAGAGUCAAGGUUAUCAGUGACAACUCUCUUCAGCUGUGUCUGGUCAGGUGUCUGGUUCUUGGCCUAUAAAAGCCACUUCCUGUCUCUGUACCUUUGCCAGAUUAUUGUGGUUCCUGUACUCUCUAAUCAAGCGUGUUCCUGUUUCUCCUUCCUGUUGCUGAAUUUGGACUGUUUUGACUUUGCUGCUUCUCCUUCCCACUGACCUUGGCUUGCCUCACUACGAUUAUCAUCUUUCUGUUCCAGUCUCCCAUCUCUGCUUAAGACCAGAAGGCCACUCAAGGCUCAGGGGCUCAACCACCUGGGUAACGAGUGGCUACCUCUGGCAGAAAACAUUGCUGAUCUGGCUACUGGACUCCAAAACUUUGUAACAUCAAUAUCAUUACAGAAUAAUCUGGCACAUUCAUGGAGACCGUCGGAUCAGAUUCUGCAUUGGCCCAGCAGGUUGCUUUUAAUGCAAGAACUAUGCAGACCCAGGCACAGACCAUUCAAGUGCUGCAGGAUCAGGUAGCUGAACUGCAAAAUGAAGUUCGAUCAAUGCAUAGUGAGCUUACCAGCUACAGGGCACAUGAUGUUGUGGCUGCUGCUACUACUACUGUUACACCUGCACAAGAUGCCCGCUUGCCUCUACCAGAAAAAUUUGGAGGAGACCGCAAAAAAUGUAGGGGUUUCCUAAAUCAAUGCCGUUUGCAUUUCAUGAUGUUACCUAACCGUUUUCCAUCUGAAAGAGAGAAGGUGGGAUUUAUUUUCUCCCUCUUCAAAGAUGAAGCCCUGGCCUGGGGCUGCCCUUUUCUGGAACAGGACAGUCCAGUGUUGGGAAAUUUAAAAGACUUUCUUGAGGCCAUGUGCCUAGUUUUUGAUGACCCCAAUCGCUGUGCUACAGCAGAAGCCACUCUCCUUCAUUUACAUCAAGGGAGGCGCUCUGUGGCUGAAUAUGCUGCUGAAUUCAGACAGUGGGUUACUCAUACUACUUGGAACCAAUCAGCCCAGAGGUUCCACUUCAGAAGGGGUCUCUCAGAAGCUAUAAAAGAUGAGCUAGCUCGUGUUGAUCUUCCUGUUGAGUUUGAUGCAUUUGUGCGGUUGGCUAUCCGUAUUGAUCGGAGACUUUCAGAAAGAAGAUUGGAAAGACAGGGCUCUUUUAAACCAAGUGCUACUCCUACUUUCUAUUCAAGAAUUUCUACUCCGACCCCACAAACACCUACAGACUCUGAACCUGAGGCUAUGCAGGUAGAUCUAAUAAGAGGGCCAUUAUCCAAUGAAGAAAAACAGUGGCGACGCACUCACAAUUUAUGCCUGUAUUGUGGUAGUGUAGGGCAUUAUGCCAUCAAUUGCCCUAGCAAGUCUAAAAGAACAAUAGCUAUGACUGCUGAGGGUGCACAGAUUCAACACCAAUCCCAGAUUUCAGACCAACUGGAUUCUGUCACACAACCCUUGUUUUCUCUGGCUCAGGGUGAGGAGGGUAUGAUGACUCAACAUCCUCAUUUGGUGGUGCCUAUCACUUUGCAAUAUGGUGAUAAUAAAAUUUCAACUACAGCUAUGAUAGAUUCUGGAGCAGGCGGAAACUUUAUGGACAUUAAAUUUGCAGCAGGAAAUAAAAUUCAGUCUAUCCCUAAAUCUUUACCUGUGUUAAUGGAAACAGUAGACGGUUCUCCACUUAUGUCAGGCCCGGUUACACAUGAGACUGUGCCCUUAAAAUUGAUUCUGGAAGUGAAUCACCAUGAGUCUAUAUCUUUCCACCUAAUUUCCUCAACACAGUUUCCAGUGAUUUUGGGUAUACCCUGGCUUGCUCUGCAUAACCCACAGAUUGAUUGGAAGACUAGAACUUUGUACUUUCCUUCAGAACACUGCUUAAUGAAUUGUCAACCCUCUAAGGCAACACCUGUUACCACAACAAUUAAUGAAAUGGUUGCUACAAACUUAACUAAGCUUCCUCUACAAUAUCGGGAUUUUGCAGAUGUCUGUGAUAAGAAGAAUGCUGAUCAGCUUCCACCUCACAGGCCUUAUGAUUGUCCCAUAGAGCUGCUACCUGGAGCUGCUAUCCCAUUUGGCCGUAUAUACUCCCUUUCUGAGCCUGAAUUGAAAGCACUUCGUGCAUACAUACAAGAAAAUCUUGCCAAAGGCUUUAUUCGACCAUCUACUUCUCCAGCAGGAGCUCCUAUAUUCUUUGUAGAAAAGAAAGAUGGCAGUCUACGGCCAUGUGUCGAUUACAGGGACAUUAAUAAGAUCACUGUUAAAAAACGCUAUUCCUUGCCUCUCAUUCCUGAACUUCUGGAGAGACUUCGUUCAGCUAAAAUAUUUACGAAGCUUGAUCUACGGGGGGCAUAUAAUCUGGUUCACAUAAGACCAAAUGAUGAAUGGAAAACAGCUUUCAGAACCAGGUACGGACAUUACGAAUAUCUAGUAAUGCCAUUUGGGCUUUGUAAUGCCCCUGCAACUUUUCAGCAUCUAAUCAAUGAUGUACUACGGGAUCUCCUGGAUCAGUUUGUUGUGGCAUAUUUGGAUGAUAUCCUGAUAUUUUCUGAUAAUCUUGAAAAUCACAGAAAACAGGUCUGCAUUGUUCUUGAGCGCCUUCGUACCCACCACCUAUACAUUAAACUGGAAAAAUGUGAGUUUGAACAAACAGAAAUUCAGUUCCUGGGGUAUGUAAUAACUCCUAAAGGUUUAAGUAUGGACGCAAGUAAAAUUAAAGCUGUGCUGGACUGGCCCAUCCCCAAGAAUGAAAAAGAUAUUCAGAGAUUUGUGGGGUUUGCCAAUUUUUACAGGUGUUUCAUUAAGAAUUUCUCUGCCGUUAUUACACCGAUCACUGAACUUACACGUAAAGGGACUCCUUUUCAGUGGUCCAAUAAGGCUGACACUGCAUUUUCCAGAUUAAAGACUCUGUUUACAUCUGCCCCUAUCUUGGUACAUCCUCAGCCAGAAUUGCCAUUUACUAUAGAGGUAGAUGCUUCUGAUUCAGCUGUUGGGGCUAUACUGUCUCAAAGGACUGGACCUAAGAUGUUGUUACAUCCAUGUGCCUUCUAUUCCCGCCAGAUGUUACCAGCAGAAAGAAAUUAUGACAUAGGGAAUAAAGAACUUUUGGCUAUAAAAGCUGCCUUUGCCGAAUGGAGACAUCUAUUGGAGGGAGCCACCCAUCCAAUUACUGUCCUCACAGAUCACAAAAAUCUGGAAUGUAUUCAAUCCGCUAAGAGAAUGUCAGCCAGACAAGCACGCUGGUCCCUAUUUUUCUCAAGGUUUAAUUUUUUUAUUUCAUACCGCCCUGGUUCCAGAAAUGGCAAGGCGGAUGCCUUGUCUAGGAUAGCUGACCCCCUCCAUACUACAGUAACCAAGGCCACCAUCUUACCGGAGAGUAGAUUUUUAGGAGUUACCUUUCCUUCUGACCUAAUGUCUCGCAUUAAAAAGGGCUACUCUAAAGAUCCAGUUUUUCGUGAUCCUCCUCGUGAUCUUCAUAUGACCAUGCUUAAUGGGUUUUGGAUUUUUCAACAACAUCUGUUUGUUCCAGAAUCAGUGCGACUGGACGUUUUAUGCCUCUACCAUGACUCAAAACCAGCAGGUCAUCCAGGAAUCCGAAAGACACAAGAAAUACUUACCCGAUCCUUUUGGUGGCCUAAAUAUUAUGAGGAUGUUAAGAAGUAUGUGUCCUCUUGUGAUGUAUGUGUCAGACAUAAGACUCCUCGCUCAUCCCCUGUUGGCUUGCUUCAGCCUCUUCCGAUUCCUCAUCAUCCCUGGGGAUCUAUAUCCAUGGACUUUAUUGUGGAACUACCUCCCUCUAAGGAACACACUAACAUUCUUGUUCUUGUUGUGAGCCUAGAAUAUUGCACCUUUUCACAAUAUUCUAAUUUACUGAGAUUGUGGAUUUGGGGUUUCCAUGAGCUGUAAGCCAUAAUCAUCGCACUUAUUACAAAUCACAGUUUGAACUAUCUUGCUUUGCAUGUAAUGCGUCUAUCUCAUAUAUUAGUUUCCCCUUUUACGUUGCAUUACUGAAAUAAAUGAACUUUUCCACGAUAUUCAAAUUUUCUGAGUAUCACCUGCACUACUUUACAUUGUAGCAGAUUGUCAUUUCUUCAGUGUUGUCACAGGAAAAGAUAUAAUAAAAUAUUUACAAAAAUGUGAGGGGUGUACUCACUUUUGUGAGAUACUGUACAUGACACUAAGAUAUACCAAAGAACAUCAUGUGAAAAACAUGAUAAUAGAAAUCCAAAAUGAAUCGCGAUUUUCCCAUUGCAGGGUCUUCACUCGUUUUGUUGUCUCUACAGUGUUUGAUAAUUUCUAAUAUAUGGAUAGAAAUGUCAAACAAUACCCCUUAAGUUGUACUUUGGGAAAAUACAUUGGGAAUCCAAACAUAUGAAUUAUUUUUUUUAUUCCCACAUUUGUGUAAAGUUUGCAGAUAUCCCGAGGUGAGGAUAUCGAUUUGUAAUGACUGCAAAGAUUUUGUUGACUUCUCACCAAGGAGAGCAUGAUGAUACAAGAGGCUGCAGUAUCAGAGAAUCACUGCCUGCGGGACUGGCUGAUCUGUGCAGGUGUUGCAAAGUUGUUCACAGCAUGAUGAGACAGUUAUGUGAGAGUAAUAUGUUUAGACAGAAGCAUAAAAGUAAAAAGUAGUUUGCGAUUAAACCUGCAUAGUGUUGUGCAUCUGGAAAAGCAAAAUAAGUUGCACACUGCACAGUGAGGAAUUUUUAUAGGUUUUGUACAUAUGUGUUCUUUCACCCCGAUACAGUUAUUAUUAUUGGCAUUGAUUUAGGGCCACUUUAUUACGCAGUGCUUUACAGUAUUAUAAAGGGGGGAUUUAACAACAGAUGAGAUAAGCUAUCAUAUAUUUUGACAGGAACAAGAAGUUGAUAAAGAUCCAGUUUACAAUUUAGAGUUAAAUACCUAUUUUUUUUUUUUAUUAUGGCAUAUAUGUAGGCUGGUGAGAUAGCUCAGUGGGCUAAUGCAUCAUCAGUAGAGUCAUUAGUAGAGUCUGUUCAACUCUUGAGGUCACACGUUCACAUCCUAGCAGGGUUGACUCAGCACUUCAUUAAUAAAUUGGGUAAUAGUAGCAACCGCUGGAUGUUGGGCUAAGGUAACAUCCCCAGGACGUACUUGAAAACCAGAAUAAUCUGAAUGUGCCUUUCCUGGUUAAAUACCUUGUUAUUAUUAUUGUUUGCGAUUUAUCUGUAUUCUGUUCUAAAAAGUGGUCCAAAAUGUAAAAGAAGAGGAGUCGCCAAUAGAAUAUGUCUGCUGUUUCCAUGGUGAUUGCACCACUUGUGGUAUUUUAGAUGGCUUUUUAGAACAGAACACGUUGUUAACUUCCUUUAGUCAUCACUUCCAAAUUCCCCCUGCUUCUUCUUGUCUCAAUUCCCAUUAUAUCCUUUAGAUUGUAAGCUCACGGGCUAUCUAAGCACAUUGUAUAAAAGAGCUUUAAUAGUUAAAGCUCAGCUUAUGGGCAUGGCCCUCUCCAUCUUUUGUAUUGGUUUGUGCAUAUUGUAUGCUCUCUCCUAAUUGUACAGCGCUGCAGAAUAUGUUGACGCUUUAUAAAUGCCAGCAAUAAAUAUAUAAAAUAAAUAAUAGAUAUUAUUGAGCCCCUAUUUCCAAUGCAAAUAUAAAUGUGUAGGCAUUACUUCCCACAGAACAUUGGCAUGCACCUUAGUACGUCUGGCGCUACCACAAUGCAGGGAUCAAGUUAAAGCAGCACAAAUUUUUUUUUCUAUAUUUCUUUCUGUUUUUCUUUCCUUUUGCCCCUUGUCUCUUCUAUUUAUACUUAACAUCUUUUCUGCACCAGAUCUCAAUACCAGGGCACCUCUAGUUUGUUCUCCUCUGUACGUGAUGAUUUCAUUUUGCCAUUCUGUGGGAUUCUUAUAACUGAUGGAAUGUGUGCAAAUUUGCUUAGCAACUGAAAUAGAACUUUGCUAGCGCUCCAAAAAAAACCUGCAACAUAACAGUAUUGCUUUAAGAUCCGACCUACUGUCAUGAUCGCGUUUGAAAUAGCUCAGUAUCUUGGUAGUAUAAAAUAUUUGUAUUAUUUAUCUUGUAAGUUAUGUUUAAUGAUAGAGCCUAAAUGUUUCUGUAUUUAAAUACAUUUUUGUAUUAUAAGAUAAAAUGUAGAUGAGCUAAGCAUUUGCUUGUUUGGUAAAUGGAACUGAACUUUGUGACAGCUAAAAUGUCUCCUUUUAUUAGAAAUUAGAAUCCCUAUAGCCCACUUUGAUGAAAGGUACUGAUGAAAUGACUGAUGGCUGGGGUCAGUGUGAUAAGCCAUCAUUUCAUUCACAUAUAGAUAGGACCUUACAGAGCUUUUGUGCUGAGUGACAUAAAGUAACCUAGUCCUUACGUGCCUGGUGUAGCAAAAACAAGGUGGGACAUAUUUUUCAAACAUUAUGUGUUGUGCAACAAAUAAAAAAAGAAAUGAUUGAUCCACUUCAUGUUGGGAAUUAAUAAAAUGAAUGAACUGAUAGAUGUGAUGAGACCCAGUCUGUUCCCAGAGAGAAAGUUCUAUAUAAAACAAUACAUUUUGUUAAUUUUAGGUGUUGUCUAUAUGACUGCACUUCCGUUUUUUGUUUUCCUUGAACCUUUCUCACAUAUGGACAAUGUAGAAUUGUCCUCUUUUAGAAAAAGACAUGGUACUUUAUAAAAUGCAUAUCAUCUAAAUGUUAUGUUCUGAGCUAACCAAGUAGAAGAACAACAGAGGGUGUUUGUGUAAUCCCCCCGCAUGCAUUGUGCUCUGGCAUUGAAGGAUCAAUACCAGGAUGUCCGAUGACAGGAGACUAGAGUGUCAGUCUUCUUAACUGAAACUAGGUUAUUCUCUUAAAAGGUCUUUAAACCUGAAACUAGCUAUGUUACAGGAAGGAAAUGCGAGGAAUCAGACUGUAGGGCAACAAUUCUGUAUUUAUUUAUUUAUUGGCUCCUGUGAAUUCUUUUGAAUCCUCGGAUUUAUGUGGACCUGGGCUAUCAUUGUGUAAAGUGACUUAGCAUAUACUUGUAAAUGUCAAAAUUACUUUAAUCGUAUAAGAUUAUAAAUAUUGAGCUCGAUGGACUUUUGUUUUUUUCCAACUUAGAUUACUAUGUAAUUAAAUUAUGUAAUUUCAUUCACUAUUGAAAUAAAAUUAACAAGCAUUAAAAAAAUUCCUUCAAAAUAUCCCAAUAUACCCAUGGUCUCCCAAACCUGCUCCACCCAUUAUUAUAGUGUCAGAACUGUGCAUAUCCUUUAAUCUUCUGUGCAGGCUAGCUGAAAGCUGUACCGUGCAAGUACUUUCAUUCCUAAAAAAGUAAACAAAACUACUACUAGCUAAAAGCAGUUGCCUCUUAUAGAGAGCUGUAUGGUGACCUGUACAAGGUGUGUGGCUUGUGCUUAUACGUGGGCCUUUAAAUGAGUUCUUAUCUUACUAGCACGUCAUGGUGCAAUCCAUACUUGCAUUCAUAUGUAAUUAAGAAUAUUGUUCCUGGGGGCGUGGCCUGGACGGGAACGCGAGCGGUCGCAUGUUCUAACAGCUCCGCGGCAGUACAGGCCCUCACACGUUAAUUAGACCCAAACCGGACAAAAUCAACGGGCACCAGGCGCUACCGACCAUGUCCCACGCCAAGGCAAAGCGGGCGACCGAGAAACAGGACAAACUCCUGUUUUUCAACGCCAAACAAGGGCACACGCGGGGAGCGGCAACACAGGAAGACCUCCAAGAUGGCGCCGAAACAGACGGAGCCCAAGGAAUGCUUACAGAGGCCUCGGGCCGCGUCCUCACCACGGAGGGGAUGCAGGCUAUGCUCGACGAUAUGGAGGCGAAACUGCAAACAACACUGCAACGCUCAUUCACAGACCUCCGUGCAGACAUCCACAAAUUGGGGUCACGCACCUCAGAUCUGGAGAAUCAGAUGGAGGCGCAAUCGGAGGCUCACAACCGCCUAGCUAAUAAGGUGGAGGAAGUAUGGGACAGGAUGCAAGAAUAUGAGGCCAAAAUUGCGGACUUGGAGGACCGCGCACGCCGCAGUAACCUGAGACUGCGGAACGUGCCUGAAGACAUAGGCCCGCAAGAGCUGCAGGCGUACGCAACGGGGCUUUUCCACACACUUGUCCCUGAUCUGCCACAGAGUGUCCUGCUGUUGGAUCGCAUCCACAGAGUGGCAAAGCCCCAAUACCUACCUGCUGAUACGCCAAGAGAUAUCGUCUUGAAGAUGCAUUACUACCAUGCGAAGGAGGCGGUCCUGAGAGCGAGCCGCACACGAAAAGACAUACCUACUGAAUUCCAAAAGGUGGGAAUCUUCGCGGACAUCUCUGCUAUGACGCUGAGGAAGAGAAAGACUUUUGGCGCUAUCACAGCGGCUCUGCGAGACAGCAACAUCGCAUACAGGUGGGGAUAUCCGACCAAGUUGCUGGUCCAACGCAACGGCACCCUUACAGCCAUCACAUCCCCAGAGGAAGGUCUCCUGAAGCUGAGAGAAUGGGGCAUCACCCCGCGCCCAGAACCCCAGAGGCCUGCAGCGCACGAGCGACACACCUCCACAUGGAAGCGGGUGCGAAAAUAGCCCUGGACGGGGAACAAAUACGAACUUUUCAAGUCGCCCGCAAGUAUACAGUAUGCUGCAUCACGCAAUGCAAAAUAGCCAUGUUAUGUUAUGUAUAUUGUUUGAUUUUGGUAUGAUUUAAUGUUAGACUAUCCAAGCCAGACUAGGGGUAUGAUAACCAGGGAGCAAUUGAGGUCAGAUAGCCAGACAAAGUUAUAACCAGAUAUUUAAGGGUCAUGUGUAGACCUAAGCUAAGUCCGCACAGAGUUAGGGAUAACCUCUCCCAACGGUGUUAAUGCCAAGUUUAAAAAAAAAAAAAAUAAAAAAAAAAUAUAUCAAGUAUAACAAUGCAAUAAUACCACACCCCCAAUAAAAUAAAAAAAAUAAAAAUAAAAAAAAGUCUUACCAAGCCCCAAAGACCAAAUACGCCUAAUAAUGUAGAGCGAUGGCUCACUAAAGAGUGUUAGCUAAUAAGAAGACGGCAUAACAGUGCAAAUUGGGUCAAUCACCAUGUUAAAAGAAACAAGAGGGCCGCACUCGCGGCAGCACACCCCCCCCACGCAGGAUCGAAGCAUUACGCUCCGACCCCCAUGGCUCCCUAAAUGGGAACCUUGCCAUUAUUCUGGCAUUUUUGUUUAUGAUUGUAUAUAGGUUUGCAUUUUAUGUAAUAUUGAGUUCUGUUCUUGUUAUGUUUCCCUCCCUUAGCCCCCCUACAACCAAUUCGGGCCAAGUGGGUGGCCCGCACGUAUUACCUACCAUCUACACUGUAGCACCACGAGCGCCUCUCCACCGGAUACAAAGCACCGAACAGACAUACCUAUCGAAUACCCGCAGGGGUUAUCUUAGUGGGAUCUGCCCAGCUCGCCGUAUAGACCAAUACAUAUCAAACUCUCACAAUACCUUCCCAUACAAACCACCUUAAGUUUUACAGCCACAAUGUAAGGGGACUCAAUCUCCCGGUCCAACGACACCUUCUUAGCAGGGAUGUAGGUAAAGCUGAUGCGGACAUCGUGUGUUUACAGGAAACACAUUUCAGGGGCACGUCCCAUCCCAGCAUCCUGACCAACUCCUACCCUCACCAGUUCCACUCUACGUCCACGACCAAAUCUAAGGGAGUCACCACCCUGCUCAGUAAAAAAGUCGCUUUCACUCUGAUCACUGAGGACACCGACCCAGAAGGCAGAUACGUUAUAAUAGUGGGACACAUAAAUAAUAUACUAUAUACCAUAGUGAAUAUAUAUGCCCCAAACACCAACCAGAGGAAUUUCAUACACAGAAUGAUACACAAAAUCUCUCACAUCCAACAAGGCACUACAAUUAUAUGUGGGGACCUGAACCAUGUCCUAAACCCAGCUGUAGACACUACUCUCUCCCGAACCAGCCCGCGAUAUAAAUCACUUAAGCGCCAAAGCGCGGCCCUGACCAAAUUACUGUCAAUGCAUCACUACUAUGAUGCAUGGAGAGUCACGCACACAGAAGACAAAGAGUACACCCACCACUCGCAGGUUCAUAAUACAUACUCGAGAAUCGACGCGAUCCUAGUGGAGGGAACCACACUAGGGCAGGUAGUGGACUGUCGGGUGGGACAGAUAGUGUGGUCUGACCAUGCCCCUAUAGAACUAAUCUUGAGGGACACUUAUGACUUCAAACAUAGGAGCCCCUGGCGGCUUAACGAGACCCUCCUGACAGACAAAACCUUCUCGGGAACGCUAGCAGAGUCCCUACAAACCUAUUUUACAGACAAUGCCAACCCCGACUUACAACACCACACAAUUUGGCAAGCACAUAAGGCAGUUGCCCGUGGACUCCUUAUAAAACAAGCAUCAUACAUCAAAAGGAAGACACAGACACAAGUGACGAAGUGGCAAAAAGACAUUUACACACUGACGAUACAAAAUCAACUCCACCCCACACAACAGCUAAAAGAACAAAUAGCCCUAGUGCGCCAUCAACUUCGCCAACAUGCGCUAACUAAGGUAGGACACAACUUAUGGAAAUUGAAAGCCUCACACUACGCCCAGGGGAAUAGAGCGAGUAAACUACUGGCAGCAAGGUUAAAAAAGCGGCAACAGUCACAGAAAAUAGCGUACCUACACACGAAAGCAGGGGGGAAAGCUAUGUCGCCGCUCACUAUUAGCGAUGAGUUCGCACAAUACUAUGGGGACCUGUACAAUCUUAGCAACGAUGCAACCAUACCCACACCGACAACGGCCGAGAUAGAGACAUACCUAAACAAAACCAACCUCCCGACUUUGACAGCCCAACAGAAAGACACCCUUACCCGACCAGUCACCCCUGAGGAGGUAGGAGACACCAUAAAGUCGCUACCAAGGGGCAAGGCCCCGGGCCCUGAUGGAUUUGCCAACUCUUACUAUAGCAAAUUUAGAGAUAUAUUGGCACCAUGCCUAGCAGAAGUUUUCAAUGAGGCCGUGCGAACACAAACCCUACCGGAGGAAAUGCAGCUCGCCCACAUUAUCACUUUGCCCAAGCCUGGCAAACCCCCAAAUUACCCACAAAAUUUCAGACCCAUAUCCCUCCUUAAUACUGACACUAAACUACUGGCGAAACUGUUCGCUAUGAGGCUAAGCCCGAUAUUACCACACAUCAUACACGAUGACCAAGUGGGAUUUGUGACGGGGCGCCAGGGGGCAGACAACACCAGAAAAGUCCUCGACCUCAUGCAAAGCUUAGGGGCGAAACGGGAAGGGGGGGUUCUGCUCUCACUGGACGCAGAAAAAGCCUUUGACCGACUGGGGUGGGGAUUCCUGCAGGCGGCCCUGAGGAGGUACGGGAUGCCGGAGGGGUUUAUUUCAGUGGUCAGGGCACUGUAUUCGGCACCAAGAGCCCAAGUACUUAAUUCGGGUUUUGUGUCAAAAAAGAUAACCAUUACCAAUGGAACAAGACAGGGGUGCCCCCUGUCCCCCCUGCUAUAUGUACUGGCACUGGAGCCGCUGGCUGCAGUGAUCAGAGCCCACCCUGAUAUACAUGGGGUCCAAGUGGGGGACAGGGAGUACACCCUUAAUCUAUUCGCAGACGACAUACUCCUGACGUUGACGCAACCAAUAAUAUCCCUACCGAAUUUACUACAGUGCAUACGAGAAUAUAACAAAGUAUCCUACUACAAAUUAAAUCUCACAAAAACACAAGCAAUGGGAAUCCAUCUGCCAGAACAUACUUUACAAACACUGACGAACUCCUUCACCUUUGACUGGAGGGAAGACUAUAUCACAUUCCUGGGGAUUAAGCUAGCCAAGACGAGCGGCCAAAUGUUUAAAUAUAAUUAUGAGAAACUCCUGCAGGAAAUCUCUCAGACGUUAGACCAGUGGAACAGUGACUUCCAUUCGUGGCAUGGGCGCAUAGCGGCAUUUAAAAUGUCACUGUUGCCAAAAUUACAAUACCUAUUCCGCACGCUGCAAAUCCCUAUACCUAGGCAAUAUAUGGUCAAACUACAAAAAAUCAUCACGAGAUUCGUGUGGGCGAACAAAACACCCAGAGUGGCAUACUCUACAAUAAAAAGAACAACGGAGAGGGGGGGUAUGAGCUUCCCAGACGUCAAACUGUACUACAAGGCGGCCAUUCUAGCAGUGCUAGCCACGACACACAGGGCAGCUAACCCACCACAAUGGGUAGCCAUUGAAUCCCAAUGGACGUGUAGAGCAGGGAUGCACCACUUGUUUUGGGUGCCAAAACACCUAAGGCCAACAACACCGACCAUGCUAGAGACCACCAAACUAAUGCUGCAUACCUGGGACACAUAUAGAACGCACCUCAGUGGCUCAGGAACCACAUCGCUAGCAUCGACAAUGUAUAGUAUCCACCUGAGGAACAAAACAUUUGACUACCGGACUUGGACGGAUGCAGGGUGUACACACAUACACGACUUAUACAAGGGUACAUCCCUAAAACAGUUCCCGGACCUACAAACACAGUACAACCUACCGAGUAAAGCAAUUUUCUCAUACUUGCAGCUCAAGUCCACCCUACGGCAACCCAAGACUCCACCUAUGACACCCAUGAUCUCAAACUUUGACACGUGGUGCCUCACGGGCAAGCCACACAGACGAAGCAUUUCAAAAAUAUAUAACACAUUGCUUGAGGGCACUCACGCAUCCACAGGCAACUUUAUACAGGCAUGGCACAAAGACCUUCGCAGCACCUUCACGGAGGCCCAAUGGUCCAGAGCCUUUACAAUCCACAAGGGCAACACAGCCUGCAUUACACACUUUGAACAAGUGAGAAAACUGCAAUACAGGUGGUAUUUGGUCCCCACACGGCUAGCACACAUGUUCCCGAAUGUGUCUACUCAGUGCUGGAGAUGCCAGCUAGACACAGGCUCACUAAUACAUAUUUGGUGGACGUGUAAAGACGUGCAACCUUACUGGGCCAUGGUGAGCACCAUCGUGGACCAACUGCUUCCUGCAAAGAUGACCCUGACCCCGGCUACAUGCCUCUUAUACAUAUGGCCAGAAGGCCUGACCAAGGUCCACUCCAAACUCCUAUUCCACACGCUGAUAGCAGCAUGUAACCUAAUAGCAAAAAACUGGAAAUCACGGAACAUCCCCACAAAAGCUGAGCUAGUUACCCAGAUCCAAAAGAAUUGGGAAUAUGAACGCAUGGCGGCCCAACAAUUGGGGACGGGAGUAGCAACUAUGGAGGCGGGGAAAAUUUGGGAACAAUACUGGAACAAGGUGAAGUCCCAAACAACUGGGGAUGAGUAAGAUUCUUUAGCCUCACCAACGCAAUCUGAGAGGGUAUACCCCGGGAAACAGUGGAAAGAGGCCGGUGAUGAGAGAUCAAACAGGUACAGCGAACCCUUCUCAAAAGAAACCAGGUAGAUGUACCACAUACAGACGAGACAAACAACCCACCAGUGUAUAUAUUUAAGCUAACUCCCCUCAUACCCCUCCCCCCCCGGGUGAGCACCUGGACCCCCCCACUCCCCUCCACCACCUCCUUCUGUCCAACUCAUUGACAUAGGCCACACGGUAAAAAGGCACGACAACGAGCGCAGGACAGGCUGGUAAACAUGUGGACACCUCCGGGCUGAGGUGCAUAGACAGUGCCCUGCCGACACUGUUUAAACUAUCCAAACUACGGCUGUACUAAGUAAAGUGGGAUAUAAUGACCGUUGGAAAUACACACGGUACCAACUAACCCCACUCCAUCAUACCCCACAUUUGGCGUCUGUGAUUCCCACCCCACCUUUGAAACACUAAUGGUAUACCAGGUAACCUCAGCCAGACCGGCAUCUGGAGAUACAUGUUAAAGAGCCAAAACAAUAAGCUGGUUAUACAGAAAGGCCGGACAAGGUUGUAGUCAUGAUUAUAAAUACUAAUAACCUGUGUAUUGUAUAAAGUGAAAAUGUUGUAUAAAGUAUAAUGUCAUGAGUGGAACCUUCGUUAUUCCACCCUGCCCCAUUCAUCCCCACCCCCCAUUAAUUUUUGUAUCCCUUCCCCCCCCCCCUUUUUUCUAUAUGGAAAAUAAAAAUUGUCAAAUUGAAAAAAAAAAGAAUAUUGUUCCUUUAGAUGUUUCAUGAGCAUUAGAAUAUUCUGGUUUUCUCGGUUACAUAGAGUCUCUGUGACGCACCAUAAAAGGGUUAAUAUUUGGCAGUGCCGUGUUUUUUGCUCAGUCGGAAUGUUCCCAUGUAUGCCUGGACCAUGUUCUAGAAUGUUAGAAUUUGUAACUUGUAUUAAUAUCAGCGUAUAGCCAUUUCUAUCUAGCAUAUGAAGGGUUGUUUAAUCCAUGCGGAGCAGUUGUUAUUUUGAGACUUCAGCAUAGAGCUCUGUAAUCUUCUCUAAGAUUGGCUGAUUGUUAUGGUUUGGCACAGAUCUACACCCCCACACCCAGCUGUAGUCCUAAACGAGCUGUGAAUAGGAUCUUUUUUUCCUCUCUCGUUCUGGCUGCACCAGCUUCUGUUAAAACUGCGGCUAUUAGAAGCCUUUCAUUUCAUGCUUUUUAAAGAUAGAACUAGGAGGGGUCCGCUUGGUGCCAAUUUCUGCUUUUAUGCUAAAGUCACAUCUCACACCCAGAUCUGAUGGCACACAAUUCAGGCACAGGAGAUAUGAGUUGGAUGUCCUUCUGCCUUGAAAGCUCCAGAAUCUCCAAGCAACAGCAGCUGACAAUGUGCCAGGGCAAGUCAUCCUACAUAACACACAGUUCUUGGAAACAGAUUUCAACUACAGGCAGAAGGGAAAUUAGCAGUAUUAACUGGGGGAGAAAAGUACUUUCUCUGUAUUUAGAGUGAGCAGAGAAAAUGAGAUGCCUGUUUCUAUGGGGUAGACAUAUGAUGGCAGUAUAAGAGUAACAGGAGUGAACAGGCUGCAAGGAGAAGAACAUUAAGAUAUAUGAGAGUAUGAGGAGGGAUGUAAGCUUAGAUAAACAGACACAUUUUUAGGGAUCUUCUAAAAAAACAUUUGGCCUUAUGUGUUAUUCUUCAUCAAAACUGUGCCAGUGAUCCGUGCCAAACCUGUCAGUAUGAACCAUUGUAGACAACCCGCUUCAGUCUUGAGGAACCCCACGCCAUGAGGGUUGGAGGCUCCUGCUAUUCCUUUCCUGCCUCCAGUGAGACCAGAAUGGAGGGUCAGAUCUUGCAGCAAGAUCCUUCUGCCAGCCCACAAGUUGCUCCAAAUGUGUCCAGCCCCACUCUGAGGAGAACAAGCCAUGCUGGACUAAUUUAGCAGUGGCCGACAGCAGGCCAAGGAUUCAUUUCUCCCACCAAAACACUAGACUUUUACACGUCAUUCAACUAGGUCCUAUUAUGGCACUUCAGUUGGUGGCAUAUUGACUAUCUGAACCUCAAGCUUGAUCUAUGUGACCUACUACUAAUUCAGUACUGUGAGGAACGGCCAUCUUGCAUCUGAAGUAUAGAAGAUAUUGAUUAGUACUAAUGAGUGCUUGUUUCAUUCUGUAGUUUGUGAAUGUCACUCCAUAUCUUGCCUAGAGCAAUAUUGAUGCUGUGUUUUGUCCUGACCCCAACUGGAGAUUGGCAAGUUGACUGUUCUCAUUGAGGUGUAUGGUGACAUUUUUCAUUUUUCUCAGAUUUUGACAGAAAUGUUAGGUUAAUCAUGUGGCAAUUGUCAGGGUUGAGUUUGGCCUUCUGAGUAGAGGGUUUGUAAUGAUAUUUGUUAAUCUAUACACUGCCAAAAAAAACACAUACUUUUUUUUUUUUAUCAAUCUUUAUUUUCUUUGUGCAAUGGGUUACAAACAGGCUUGCCAUGCCCUAACAGCAGAGCAAACUUUGCAAUAAGACAUAUCGUAGUAACCUAUGGCAUUGAGGUUGCACAUUGUUAUAGAAAUAAGAAAAACAAGAUAUUCAAAUGCUUGGAAUGCGUGAUAAUGAGAGGGUAAUUAUGCUUGUCUGUAGAAGGUGGUUUAAACCAAGCUUUCAACAUAUAAUAAAUGUCAGUCUAAGAAAAUGCUUAUGUUAGAUAUGCUAGGCUAAGCUAAUCUGCCACUUAAGCUAAGAAGAGCUACAAGACAAGAUGAUUAGUUUAAGGAAUAUUCUAUUGUUGUAGCAUGAGGUUAAACUAGCAGAAUUUAUGUAUAGACAGAGAAACAUCUACAGUGGAAUAGUGAUGUGUUCCAAUUAGGCUAAGAAUCAAACAAGUACAAGCAUACCCAGCUAUACGGAGGGGUACCCCCAACUCACUAGAGCAUAUAAAUAUUGCCUAUUGUAGUCUAUAUAAAUCGCACAGUAAGUGCCCCGCUAAGGUUUAUCACUGGUGGGUACACUGCCACCACUGUUCAAUUAGGGCACACGUUAUGAAGCAUCCUGGAGGUUAAGUUGCUUUGUGCACCACAUGUGUCUUACUCUGUUUAUGGGUUUACCCAACACCAGCGCUUGCCAUGAGUGUCCCAUUACUGGGAACUGUGCUUACUAAAUGUUGGCAUUUUGCUCAUAUAUAAACUUUUUACAUUAUAUUGCCUUUUUCUAUAGAAAGCUGUAUUGCAUACUAAGGGCAUUUUACCAUUUUUGUUUAUCUAUUGUUUGAAACAAAUUAUAUUUUUGCUUCUUUUCUAAUAUCUCAGAUCUUAGAAUUGUUUAAAGGGAUGAAUAAUUAAAAAAAUAAAAUUAGUGUAAAUCUACAUAAUGUAAAUGUUAUGUAUCUGUAAACAGAAUUGCUAUUUCACCCCACAUUAUCUGCAAGCUAUGAAACACUCUGUUGCAAAUAAAUGCUAUACUAGUUAUUUUAAAACAAAAAGUGAUUUGUAUGGGAAGAGAUUUACAUUCAGCCUGAAUUAUUACAGUAAAAGUCCAUGAUGGAUCUGCAUUAUUUGUGUAGCUAGGCAUAGGUCUUGUGUUAAUGAUGAUGGUAUAUAUAGCUUAUCCAUUGCGAUUGUUAAGGUCCUAAAAAAAAACAACUUUAGCUUAAUGAAGCAGUUUUAGUAAACAGAUCAUGCCCCCGAAUUCUCACUUCUUAAUUCUCUGCCAUUUAGGAGUUAAAUCACUUUUGUUUCUAGCCACACCUCCCCUUCUGGCUGUGACUGACACAGCCUGCAUGAAAAAAUGGUUUAUUAUCAAUAUGACGUUAUCUUACUUUAGAGGUUUUUAUCUCCUGCUCUGUAAAUCAAACUUUAAUCACCCACACAGGAGGCUUCUGCAAUGUCUAACAAGCUAAUAUAUGGAAAAAAAACACAUAAAUGUCUAGUGGACACUGAGGCCCAAAAGACACAAAUAUGUCUCUUGUAGUGUAAUAAUAAUAAUAAUUAAAAAAAACACACAAUUUUAUUAGUAUAAGCAAAAGGACACUUUCAAAAGAAAAAAACAGAGAAAAGGAAAAAACCUUUUAAAAAAACCCUAAAUGGCUCUACAGUUAUAAGGGAACAAGGAGGUUUGAAUGGGCAUGGAGGAUAUAUUGGAUGGAGCAGAUCCGAAUGGAUGAGGUGCAAGGUAUUAUACCAAAAAACAAGUUUGAGCCUUACAGGCGCAGCAGGGAAGAGAUCUAAUUAAUGAUCUAACCCUAUGUUGCCUAUAUGUUGCUGGCCAUCAAAAUAGAGGCAAGCUGCUACAAUCUAGUAAAAACUCAUCUGAAUUACAGUUAACCCCCAUCACCAAUAUAUCAUAGAGGAUCAUGAGUUACUAACCUACUUAUAGAUUUCUAUACUUAUGCUGUGACACUGUAAUCACUACUUAUCAGCAGCCAAAAAGGUAACAAAGUGACCCAAAGGUGAGAACAACUGCUACUAUAUAGAGAAAAUUUGUCCUGAUUUAAAUGAAGACUCUGUAACUACUAUGCAGCUGUACCAAAUGGCCUAGGUUACUCCCCUGCUUCAAGAUUUCUACACUCUAGCUAAACCUCAGAAGCCCCUCACCACAUCCAAUCUGGCGUCCCUCUUUCAAUAUAGCCGUAUUACAACACUUCCAUGUCUCCCCCCGAUAACUGAAAUCCCACAACUAAAUCAACCAUGCAUAACUACUGCAUGUGAAAAAUGAAAUAAAGCAAUAAAACAAGCUAACAAGCUAUUAACAGGAGAUACAUUCUAAAUUAAACAAUAAAGGCAAUGUAAACUUUGGAUCUCUCUUCACAGGAAGUGUUUAUGGAGCUUUGCACAUUAUAUACAGGGAGGUGACUACGGCUGCAUAAACUCCUAAAUGGUAGAAAAUUGAUGACAACUUAAAAAUGAAACCAAUGAUUAGAUACAUGUGCACGUUCUUGAGCCUGUAACUGAUAAGAUGUGACAUCAAUGAACCAAGAAACAAUUACUUAUUUCACAGCAUAGCUGAAAUCCCCUUAGCAUUGAGGGAAGAUGCUGCCGUUUUAGGCUGUGUGUGUCUCCCAUCCACCAUGGCACCAACUGUUAAUGGAGACAGUCGAAGAAAACUGAACCAUGGGGACCAUAUUAAAGCAUAGGUUUGGGGAAAGUUGCCCAUAUAAUGGCUAAACUUGUAAAUCAGCCUUAUGGAUUCUACUCUAUCUACCCAUUCUUUAAUGGAUAGAGUUAUAGUUGACCUCAUUUGCAAGGAGGCUUUUGUUGCAUUUAAUAAAUGAGGUAAUAGAGAUCUUGUGUGUUUUGUGUAUUGUAUUAUUAUAGAUGUCACUACUAGACCGUUUAAAUGUCCUGUAACCUGCAAUUGCCUCAAUAAAAGAUUGACAACAACAACAACAAAAAAACAAGACCUGUUAGCGUUUGUAUCUGAAAAUUGUUCGUUAGUAGUUAAAUCAUAGGACUGCUUCCACCAAAGCUUUCACUUUAGUGUCGGUCAGAGUAACAGCACACAAACAUACGUUUAUAUGUUCUGCUAUGUGUGCUAUGUGAAGACAUAUAAAAACCACAUUAGUGCAUAGCUGUGAAUAAUAAAUGUUAAACCCUCCAAAGUUGCAAUAGCCUAGCUCUAACUACCCUGUAAUUUCUUGCAACUCUUAACAAGCUAUGCUAUAUCACCUGAUACAUUCACAUAGGACCUGCUUGAUUGAUGGUUUGUGACGUAAAGCCAAUUAUUUUUGUGUCUUCAUAAAUGAAACCUAAUCUCGUAGACUGGAUUUUAUUUCCUCUAAUAAAAUGAAUUCUUCAGACAGAUGGAUUUGCUGAGCGUAAUGAGACUUGUAUCUUCCACACAAGAAAUUUUAGAGGCUGCCUCUUUGUGGCUAUGAGACUUAUCCGUGUUUGUGAUGACAGGAAUUAGUGAACAUGCAAAUUGAACCCAAUGUAAUUCCCACCAAUCUCCGACAGACUGGACAUGUAUAAAACUAACAGAAACCAAAAGAGUGUAAAGCACUUAAAAAUAUCAAAAGUAUAAAUAGUGCACAAAGCCACACAAUUACAGCAGCACUCACCAAACGUGACAAACAAAUGACACCCCAAGUUAGUAUAUCAAUAAACAGUGCACUUAAAUUGUGUAAAACAUAGAAUCUUCAAAUGUUCUGUAAAUAAUAAAAGGGACAUUAUAUAGAGCAGAACAUCUGCUUGUUUUGCAUGCUCUGUUGUGGGUAUCUUCCUGGCAAUAAGAGUUUUUAACCUUUUUUAUUAUAAUAAAGUUUUGGAUAAUGUUCAAUCGGGGUCCUGGCCACUCUGUCUGUCUCCUACUUAUAUAUAAGGACGUGUCUGGCUGAACACACCUGAGAAUAUCUAUCUUGUCUAAAUAUCCCAUUGUGGGAAUUAUCCCUCUCAAGCUGAAUUUUUCAUUUCCAAAACCCGGUGAUGAUUUGGCUCUGAUAAGUGUGAGUUUAAAGGCCCACUAUAGUGCCAGGAAAACAUACUCACCCUCAGGGACCCCCUCCCGUCCGGCUCUGGAAAGGGGAAAGGGGUAAAAACUUACCUUUUUCCAGCGCUGGGCGGAGAGCUCUCCUCCUCUGACCCUCCUCUUCUCCUCCCCGCCGGCUGAAUGCGAUGCGCGGCAAGAGCUGCGCGCGCAUUCAGCCGGUCACAUAGGAAAGCAUUCAUAAUGCUUUCCUAUCACAGUGAGAAGCAUGCAAGCGCCUCUAGCGGCUGUCAAUGAGACAGCCGCUAGAGGAAAUAGGGAAAGGCUUAAACCAUUCAUAAACAUAGCAGUUUCUCUGAAACUGCUAUGUUUAUGAAAAAAUGGGUUAACUCUAGCUGGACCUGGCACCCAGACCACUUCAUUAAGCUGAAGUGGUCUGGGUGCCUAGAGUGGUCCUUUAAUUCCAGACACUCUCUGCACUUUAUAUUGUGUGUAUAAGCUUAACCAGGUUGUCUCCAUUAUAUAUGCUUAUCAUUUACAGAACAUUGUAAUAUUUGUUUCCCAUGAUACACAAUUCACUGUUAUUUGAUAGAUUAUGGUGAAUAGCAGUGAAUCUGCAAGAAAAUAUGGUGCAUGUUACAAAGUUUAUUACCAGUCCAGAUUAUCAUUAUUAUACUAACCUGAAGAUGUUUAAGGGACAUGAAAUGGAAAGAAUAGUAACAAUAAACGUCAAAGGCAAAUCCUGAAGUGGGAUGCACUGUUAUCAAAGUUGAAUGCCCUAUCAGAUAUAUUUAAUGCCUUCUGUCCCAUAUCCUUUGUCUCCUGCAGUGCCUCCUAUUAUCGUUAGCAAGUUAACUUUCUAGCAGUCUCUAAGGAAGCAACUGAUACUGACUGCUUUGGGAAUCACUCAGGCCCCCACAGGAGAUAGCCGUUUUACAAGUAGAAAUCUCUUGGACAUUGCACAGGACAAGUUUCUAAACCAGGCCAGUGUCUAGUCUAUGUGUUUGUAGAGACCAUGCCUAGCACAACAAGACCAACAAAUGAUGUUCCUAAAGAGGUAUUAUGAUGAUAUUUUGUUAUUUCAGUGAUUCUGUUGAGUUUGGUUUUAUUUAGAGUUUAUGCUAACCUGACGUUACCGAUUUUGAUGAGAUUUGAGGAUGAAGUUCUAUGUUUCUAUGUUUGGAGGUAAUAAAAAGUGUGUUGAAGCAAAUAUAACAUACAUUUUUAUUGAGUUAUUUUUUUUUUUUAGACUGGUAUAAUUUUACUUUAUUUUUACACAACUUUCAGCUUGUUGGUGUAUUUUAGGAAUUAAUUGCCUGACAUUGCAUGAUUAUUUUAUAAAAGUUUAAAUUUCAAAGGAAAUUGGCACUUCUAUAAUUCACUUUACUCACACUCAUGGACAGCUGGGAGGGUUUCCUGCCUCACACGCCAUGUGAAGUAUAGCUCAAAGAGGAAGUACAUGCUUCUCAUAAAGAAGCAUUGGGCAUCCACCCUAUGUCUCCAAAGCUUUUCUACGACAAGGAUUAGAUUGGACAGAGGUAAUCAGGAUGGAGAGAGGAGACUGUCUGAAUCACAAGUCAGUUUAUCUUCUUUAUUGUAACUUUUUAUUGUAGAAAAGAAGCAUAGAUGCAGAAAGAACAUUCUUCGUUUCUUGGAGUGUAGCUUCCUAAACAUGCUCAAUAGAAUAAAAAAAAAAAAAAACAAUGUCUAUGUGAUUAUAAAGCCCACAACUACACAAAGGAUCAUUACUACACAGGGCCUUGCAGAGAGUGUAUACUGAAUCCUUGCCUCCCUGGCUGGUAGGUUGCUGUAUUGAACUUUCAGACUAUGAGUUGCUGCCGAACGUGGGCUGAAUUUACAGACCUUCAGCAGGGAUUGCAUCAAGACAUGAUAAGGAAAAUAUAUUCUCACCAAGGUGAAAGUCAGUGCCAAAAGUAAUGGUUGGGGGUUUAUAAAUGGAUUUCUUAUACCUCACUUUACAAUGUAAAACAAAAUGGACAUUGACAUUAUCAGGGCUUAAGACAGCAAUUUAAUGAUAAUAAUGCAGAGGAACUAAUAGGUUUACGCUAUGAAUAUAGAAUAGAAGGGAUUUUCUGAAGAAAACACACAGAAUUUGCCAUGUAAAAUAUGCAGAUAUAGUAUGGCAUUCACAAGUUGGCUGUACUACAAGUAUAUGGUUAAACAUUCAUGUGAGUAGGAGAGAAUACUAAGAGAGGGUCAUUGUGAGGGUAAUUGUAGGAUUAGGAAAAAGGAGUGAGUGGAGUCAGUAGACAGUGAGCCCUUUGUUACCCCGCAGCCAGCAGCUAAACAUGUCCUAAGGCAUGCAUGUGAUACAAAACAUGAGAUUGCUAGGUUAGGCUACUCCGUGAAGACACGUCUGCAUCUCCUAUUACUUGUACCAGUUGUAAUUCCUCAAGGGUUCUAUACAGACAAAUCAAACAUGUAAUAUUCUGUGUAUGAAAGUCCAGAUUGGAGUCUUUAAAGGAACACCAUAGCUUUGGGAAUACAAGCAUGUAUUCCUAGUGCAUUAGAGUUCUCCUUCCUAAUUAGAUUCAUCCUCCAACACCAAAAUGUAAUUUUAAAAAGGGAAAAAAGUUUUUGCAGAACUCACUCAGUCAGCCGCUCAGUCUCCUGUGACAUUCUCCAGCAGGUGUUGCUUCUUUGGCUUCUUGUCCAAUCCAAUAAUUCUCAAACAGAAUCAGGGGACAAAAACAUCUGCAGUGAGUCCAGUCAAAUACUUCCCAUAGGGAAGCAUUGAAACCAAUGCACCCCUGUGAUAAGCAUUUGAUAACAUUUGUUAUUCGUUUUUUACUGGUUGGUGUGUUUAGCCCUGCAAUGAAAACAUUGCUGUAUCUAUUAAAGGACCACUAUAGUGCCAGGAAAACAAACUAGUUUUCCUGGCACUGCAGUGCCCUGAGGGUGCCCCCACCCUCAGGGUCCCACUCCCGCCGGGCUGAAGGGAGAGGAAGGGGGUUAAACACUCUCCUUUCUCCAGCGCCGGGCUCCCUCGGCGCUGGGGACUCUCCUCCUCCUUUGGUUGUCAUCGGCUGAAUGCGCAUGCGUGGCAAGAGCCGCGCGCAUUCGGCCAGUCCAUAGGAAAGCAUUCUUAAUACUUUCCUAUGGACGCUGGCGUCUUCUCACUGUGAAAAUCACAGUGAGAAGCGCGGAAGCGCCUCUAGCAGCUGUCAAUGAGACAGCCACUAGAGGCUGGAUUAACCCUAAUGUAAACAUAGCAGUUUCUCUGAAACUUCUGUUUACAGCAGGCAGGUUAAUCCUAGAUGGACCUGGCACCCAGACCACUUCAUUGAGCUGAAGUGGUCUGGGUGCCUAUAGUGGUCCUUUAAGUGGCAUUGUAUUAGAUUGCAGAUGCAUAAUAACAAAGACGCUGCACCAAGACCACUUCAUUGAGGUGAAGUGGUCUUUGUGCCUUUAGUGUUCCUUUAUUGUGUGGAGCCAGGAAUUUACAACAAUGCAAUCUAUAAUUUUAUUAAAAAAAGACUGUCAACAAUGACAAGAGUAGCCCUAUUAUACAAAGACACAGAAAAUGUGAUACUUCAAAGCAACUUGUGAUACAUCUAGACCAGUGGUUCUCAAACUUUUUAGGUUCAAGGCGCCCUUAAUAUUUCAGUAUUUUUCCAAGGCACCCCAAGUCAAAAUCUCUAAGUUGUAUAUCUGUACAGCGCUGCCGCAUAUACUGGCGUUAUAGUGUAAUGUGUUGGUGUUUGAAGGGGUGCUUGUAUAUAUUAAUUGUGUUUUAAUAUAGGGGUGUGUUUGUAUGUGAUGUUUGCGUUUCAUUGCAGGGGUGUGUCUGAAUGUAAUGUUCACUUUUAAAUGUGGAUGUACAUUUGUGUGAAGUAUUUGUUUUUGAUUGAAGGGGUGUGUUUGUAUAUUUUUUGUUUGUUUGAAUUCAGGGGUGUGUUUGUAUGUAAUAUUUGUGUUAAAUUGCAGGAGUGUGCCUGUAUGUUGUGCUGACACAUACGUAGAUACACAGAUAUUCAUGCACAUUAACACACAGAUGCAUAUAAAUACACAGACACAUACACACAAAUUCAUAUAGACACCGACACAUUCACACAAAAAGAUACACACCGACAUAUACACACACAAACAUUGAUACAUGCCCACACCAUGACACAGAUACACACUGACAUAAAAACAGACCCUGACACACAGAUGCGCAUACACAGAUGUGUGUGCGCACACAGACACAGAAGCACACUGACAUAUAUAUACACACACAGAUGCACACCCUGACACACACACAAACACUCAUACACACACUCACACUCAAACACUCAUUUACACACUCAUACACACACACACUAAUACACUCACACACACACACGUGAUUUUUUUUAUUAUAUCUCCAGCCACCCACCUGUCGGCUUACCUUAUGUGCCAGGAGGGUGGCUUGGAGUCCUGCUGCUGUGAGAGUAAGGGGUCUGGAGCUCUUCAUGUUCCUCUCCCCUCAUGCUCCUCCCACUCUGUCUCCCUGCAGGAUGCUGGGAGGAAGUGACAAAAAAAAGUAAUGUUUCCCUGGUGCUAUAAUCAUCAUCACACAGUUUGGGAACUGCUGAUCUAGACUGUAAGCUCGUUUGAGCAGGGUCCUCAACUACCUAUUGUUCCUGUUACAUUUUGUUAUUGUCUCAUUUGGUAAAUCCCCCUCUUAUUGUAACGCACUGCGGAGUAAACUGGCGCUAUAUAAAUACUACUACUAAUAAUAAUACACUGUAUUACUCAAUAACACAGGUACAGUAUAUUCCUAUAACACAAAGGCACACAAAUAUGUACUAUAAACCCCUAUAAAACCGUUGUACAAUACAAAAUACAAUGCAUAAACCCCAUGACAGUGUAGUGAUAGAUUUCCAUAGCACCUAUAAAACAAGUAAAGAUUUGAAUAGUACAUUGAUUGCAUCAACAGUGAACUGUAUUCAUAGUUCACAUGAAUAAGAAUUUGCAUGCUGACAAAGCUUUUACUGUAUCAAAAAAUUGAGCAGAUAAGUUAUGCUAUACAGAGCCGUAUAGUCUUGGUUUGCCUGAUGCAAAAUUACGUGUAACCAAACGCUUAAGCAGUCAGUAAUUCUUAUCUACUGUUCUUUAUUUUUCAACAAUUUUUGUUUGUCAGUUUAUAUUAAACAGAGAUUAAAGGAACACUAUAGUCACCAGAACAACUACAGCUUAAUGUAGUUGUUCUGGUGAGUAUAAUAGCUUCCUUCAGGCAUUUUUAUGUAAACACUGUCUUUUUCCUAGGGACACCUCCAAGUGGCCACUCCUUACAUGGCCCCUGGAGGGGCUUCCUGGCAAAGGGCUGCACAGUAAGCAGCCCUGCCGUUCAGCGUCCCCACCAACUGCAUAGAGAUGCUGAAUUUUCCUCAUAGAGAUGAUUGCAUUGAUUCAAUGCAUCUCUAUGAGGAGGUCCUGAUUGGCCAAAACGGCAUUUUACCCCGCUCCCGUGCCGAUUUUAUUCAAUCCAAGCACUGGACUGACUAAUAAUCGGCCAUUUUGAUUAUGUCAGAAAGGGGGCGGAGCCAGUGCCGUCGGACCCGCGUGGCGCUGGAAAUCAGGUGAAUUUUAAACUUUUAUAGGGGAAAUAAGGAGGGGGCAAGCCACCUAAAUGGUGGGCAUAGCACUAUAGGGUCAGGAAUACAGGUUUAUGUUCCUGACCCUAUAGUGAUCCUUUAACAAGUACACGGGUACACUUAGCAUCAUGCAUGACUGUGAUGAGUGGUGAUAAAUUUCUAUCUGAUCAGGUUCCUUGGAGGUUAACAUGAUAAGGUUGUUUUGAGGGUGUAGAGUAAGGAGUGAGGAGUCCUUUGUAGUAUUUGGAAUUUCAAUGGGAGAAAUAAGUAAAGAUGGAGGUGGAAAAGUAAAAGAUUAGCGUGAGAAGAAAAAUAAGGAGGGUAAGGGGAAAAUCAGAAGAAAAAAAUUAAAAUAUGAAUAAAUGUAUAGAGAUAGUAAUGGGAUUUAUAGAUCUGUCCAAUCCCAUUACUAUCUCUAUACAUUUAUUCAUAUUUUAAUUUUAUAGAUCUGUCCAAUAAUGUUCAGUUUAAAAGCAUAACACUCAUAAGACUUCAUCAUAAAUGUAAUAGAUUACGUUGUUGUCAGUGUUUUAGGUUUAUCGAAAAAACUUUAAUCAGGACAAAUAAGAAAUAAAAUAGUCCAUGUAUUUAUAAAAAAUAUACAUAAAAAGCAAAGUACUCACUACAAUGACAGACUUCAUCUAAAAAUUCAAAGUGAAUUUCACAUUUAAGGUCAAAAUAUCCUAAUCGGAAAUUGCGUCAUUAUGUCCUGAACAGCAUUGGCUUUAACAACGUUAGGAAAUAAUGACACCUACUAACAUCAGUCCUAGUCAUGUAAUCAUGAUGACACUGUGAUCACAUGACUUGGAUGAGCUGGAUUGCAGGAUGUGCUGUAGGUGUACUGCUUGGGUUUGCUGGCAGCUAAUAAAAUAACAAUCAUACACAAAUAAGAAAAUAAAUUUAGAAUUAAUUUAUAUAUAUGUGUUUUUUUCAUUUUAACUGUAUUUUGAUAUUAUUAUAUAUAAUUAUAUAUACAAAAUAGUGUAUUUAUAUAUAAUUAUAUUGUUUUUUUUAAUGGUUUAUUGUGGGACCAGCCUGACAACUGACAGGAAUAUCAGAGAAUUAAAUUUGGAAGCCUAUAUUUGAUCCUGUAAAUUUCCGAUAUCCCAUAAAGCCUGUACAUGAGGGGUACUGUUGUACUCGUGAGAGUUAAAUCGCUUUGUUUAUACUGCCUUAGCCACGCCUCCCUGAAUAUAACUUGCACAGCCUUCGUAAACACUUACUGUAAGGAGUGAUCUACUGUUUAAACUUCCUUCAUGUUAAUAGCUUGCUAGAGUCAGCAAAAUCCUCACAUGUGGAAUUAAAGUUGCAUUUAUGGAGCAGGAGAUAAAAACUUAUAAAGCAAGUUAACAUCUGAUAAAAACAUUUUUUAUAUAGGCUGUUUGUGUCACCGUGGAUUUUGAGCUCAGCUGUUUAAAAUAUCUCCAAACUAGAUGUUUUUUUACAAAAACACACAAUUCAUGUCAGAUACUUUGCUUAGGGUGUUCUAAAGGAUUCUUCUAGUAUUUUUAUGGAUGCAGAUUUCUAAAGUGGCAGAGCAAUGCACACAUUAUUACUUUUUAUUGAAUGCAAGCUCCACAUACAGUAAAUAUAGAAACCUAGGUGAAACCAAGCAUCUUUAUGUACCAAGAAUAGUGCCGACUGCAGAGCCUUCCCUAAUCCAUCCUUCCCCUGAAUGCUGUUCAGUAGCCAAGAAACAGUUUAAAAACUAAUUAAAUGAGGAAAUCUUUAGUGAGCAAUCCCACCACUGCUGCAAGGAUGCAAUCAAAGACUGUACACUUUCCCAUUACGAAAGCUUUACAGACGAGAACAUAAACCUUGAACAUCAAGGAUGUACUAAAAAACAAGAAGUGACAGUUACUAGUACUUCCCUAUGUUUAAAGGACCACUAUAGUGCCAGGAAAACAUACUCGUUUUCCUGGCACUAUAGUGCCCUGAGGGUGCCCCGCCCGGCUCUGGAAGGGGGAAAGGGGUAAAAACUUACCUUUUUCCAGCGCUGGACGGGGAGCUCUCCUCCUCCGAUCCUCCUCCUUUCCUCCUCCUGGGCUGAAUGUGCACGCGCGGCAAGAGCUGCGCGCGCAUUCAGACGGUCGCAUAGGAAAGCAUUUACAAUGCUUUCCUAUGGACGCUUGCGUGCUCUCACUGUGAAAAUCACAGUGAGAAGCACGCAAGCGCCUCUAGUGGCUGUCAAUGAGACAGCCACUAGAGGCUUUGGGGGAAGGCUUAACCCAUUAAUAAACAUAGCAGUUUCUCUGAAACUGCUAUGUUUAUAAAAAAUGGGUUAACCCUAGAAGGACCUGGCACCCAGACCACUUCAUUAAGCUGAAGUGGUCUGGGUGCCUAGAGUGGUCCUUUAAAAUCUAUUGGGUAGUUGCCUGUUAAAAUCAUGUAAACAAGGCUGCCAUCAGUUCCCACAGACAUAAAGCAGUGUAACAUAGCGUGCCGCGCGAGUUGCCAUCGUGGGGCUCACGUGAUUUGGACUGAGGAGCAGCUGGAAAGAAAAGAUGGUGCUGGCUGGGCCCCCUCAGCACCAUAUAGGCAGGCGGCGGCGGCCGCCAGCAUGUGCACAUAUAUAUAUUGACAACCACUAUAUAUAUAGGGAAGUACUAGUAACUGUCACUAUAUAUAGUGGUUGUCAAUAUAUAUAUGUGCACAUGCUGGCGGCGGCCGCCGCCUGCCUAUAUGGUGCUGAGGGGGCCCAGCCAGCACCAUCUUUUCUUUCCAGCUGCUCCUCAGUCCAAAUCACGUGAGCCCCGCGAUGGCAACUCGCGCGGCACGCUAUGUUACACUGCUUCCUCUCAUUAACCAGGUACCUCCUUAAUAUACACACAGCCACUUCUCAUUAUACACAUAGUGCCACUUUUCGCUUCACUCUGCCAUUUUACACUAUACACACUGCCACUACAUCCACUACACACACUGCAUCCAUUACACAAAUAUACAUUCUGCAUCCACUAUAAACACACUCUGCAUCCACUAUACACACACUGCAUCCACAACACAUCAGUGCCGGUAAAGCCCGCCAAAUACCUGUGAACACACACACUCUACAACCACUAUAAACACACUUCAUCCACUAUAACUAUUCUGCAUCCACUCCACACACACCGCAUCCACUCUUCACACACCACAUCCAUCCCACAGACACUGCACCAGUGUGGGCGGACUCAGGACAGGGUGGAUCCCAGGGGUCCAAACCUUGAGCUGUGUAAGAGCCCCCAAAAUUUCGUAUGGCAGCCCUGCAUGUAAAGCAUCACUUUGCUUCCAAGCCCUCAUGCCUUAUAAUGUCAAAUACCAAGAAUUUGCUAAGUGAGCUAAGACUACAUUAUAUGAAACUAUUACAUCAGCUAUGUGGAACUGAUAAAUUCAGUUUUAUAUAUAUAUAUAUAUAUAUAUAUAUAAAAAAAAAAAUAUAUAUAUAUAUAUAUAUAUAUAUAUGGUAUACGGUGAAUUUUGCCGCAAUAAGCAUGUUACUCAGUAACAAGUCUAAUUUUCGAGAGAAUAGUGUAUGCAGUGCAAAACAUGAAAGUCCGUAUUGGUGGAAAGUGCCAUUUAUAAUGUUACCAGAUAGCACAGUUCUACAUGGGAAUUUUUCUUUGAUUUUUUUCUUUGACUUUAAGAUUCCAAAAUAACUUGGGAGAAUUAGAUUUAUGGUUUUUUUUCCAAUAUGAAUAUAACCAUUGGAUUAAGUGUUCCAAAUCUUAACAUUAGUUAUUACAUUUCACUAUAUCAAUAUAGGCAGUACAAGGUAGUCAAUUAUGUGUUUUUACCAUUCAGCAACAUAUUGGACAAAUUUCUUGUUACCAAAUGGUCCAUAUAUCAAUUUAAUUUCUAGUUCAGGUUUUUACCACAUAAGACCUUAUGCUUUCUUGUCCUGUAGUUAUCCCCUUUAUUUUACAUUACAACGAGGACACUACUAUUUUAUAACUUGUUAAGUCCAGCUAUCUACAUGUAUUUUAUUUUUGAUUUAUAUAUGGUUUUGAUUUAAACAUUUCAUUUUUGAUAUUCACCAUAUCUAUUUAUCAAUAAAUCUAUCCAGCCCUAUUUCUCUUCACAGUAUACUGGACCUCUAAGGGUUAACUGUGAGGGAUAGGGCUCUGAGACACUUUCCUCACUUGCCCCUCCCCUCUCUCAUUUCGGCUAAACUAUCAGCCAAUCCGGAGAGAGGGUGGGCUAUUUAAAUGACAUGCUGUCCGUUUACCCGGUUCCCUUGAAAAGCCGUUUUACGGCGAAACGCGCGUCGGGUGCAGUGCAGCAGAGGGUGUGGGAGGCAGACAGGGACGAUCCUACUACGAUUUAGUAAACUUACAGCCACCCCUCUGCUUCAUUUAUUUUAUUUUAUUCAGUUCUAGACGCUUUAUUAGUUUAGACUUUUUUCUCUACCUUUUGUCAGCCAUACUCAGCUAGCGAUUAUUAUAGAGAGUUAGAAAUCGAUUUUGAGUGAGAUUGGGAAACGGGAGUAGCGAUACAUAACAGGGAUAUUGGGCUCUACUUUUCAUUUAACCCUGUCCUUUUCCCUUCUUACUUGUGCCAGCAAUAUAUAUAGGCACCAUUUCAUGAUAUUUAUUAUUUUCCUUUGUCUCUCUCCUGUCGCUAAAUCUAUUUAGCUUUGGUUGUAGCGAUUGCGCUAAUUAGACAUUUUGUGACUGUGUUACUAUUUUAAAUUACCUAUUAAAAGUUAUAUUUUACUUAUUCAAUAUGGAUUGCUAACUAUGUACCAGUAGACUGUGGGCAUAAAGUUUAUGUUUCCCACAGUUUUACUUGUACCCUUUUUUUCUCUACUAAUUAUUGUUUCAAUAGGGGUUACCCCCCAUUUUCACCUUAGCAAUCUUGACACACUCUUUCCUCUCUCUGUUUUUUCUAUCUAAAUAUAAUUGUUCUCAGUAGGUUUCAGUACCAAUUUUGAACAGAGAGUAGAACCUAGGAUAACUAAUUUUCAUUGUACUUUUAUAGACAUCAAAGAUUAUUAGGUUAUUAUUUGGCUAUUAUACUAAUUAAGCUGGACUUAACAUGUCAGAUUUUUUACAACAAGUGGUACAUCCAGACUUUAGGUCUGAAGAUGUGGCAAAUGUGUUUUCUAACAAACCAUUGGGGAACCUUAACAGUGACUCUAACGAUAUAAAUCAAGCAUUUUUUGCGAUACAAAAAUUAUACCAAACACAGCUAAGGGGCUUUUGGGAGCUAGCCAGUUUGAGACAUUAUAUCGAACAGAAGUUGGUACCAAGAGGUCUUAGACCUGACAUUUUACUGCCUGAUAAAGUGAAAACAGAAGAACAGGUUGCGGAAUGGAACUCCAUCCUGCUAGACUGUUCGGCUAAAAUAAUGCAAUUUUUAAUCAAAUUAGAACAAGAGAGUCUAGAAAAAACCAACGGGGACCUAGACACAGAGAUUAAGAAAAUUAAGACAUUUGAAAAAGAACCAGAGUUUAUAGCUAUGGAAACAAAGCUAGAAAAGAAUUUGGAAAACUUUAAGAGGAACAUAAGACAUAAAAAACAUUAUAAAUUCCAGAGGGAUUUUAAAGACUUCCAGGAAGGAAAUAUCUUUAAAAAUAAAAAUAAAAUCAGACGUGACUUUAGAAAUAACAGGAUGGGAAACAAGGGUUUUUCUUCCUCUGAUGAAACAGAAUGGUCUGAAUCAGAAACAAGGCCUCGAUUUAAUAAAAGACCACCCCCCAAAAAGACUCAAUACACAUCCACAGUUCAAACUAGAGGGAUCCUAAGAAAUACAGAUAGGAAUAUUUCCUUUUCAGAUCCCCCUGCUUUUGGUCCCACUUCAGACUCUAAUUCCAGACAAGAAACCCCCUUAGGUUCAUCCCAGUCCUCCUCUACUUUUUUAGAUCAGGAAUGGCCCCAACCACAAAGGGCACGACUCAGAGACAGAAAAAAGCGGGGAUACAAAGUACAUCAGUCCAACUUCCAAUAGUGGAUAAAUUGGAAGAAAACAAAAUCAUAAAUUUAUCCAACUUUACUCUUAAACCUAGGCAUGUCUCACUGCUACAGAAAGGAUUAUCAUUUGUCCCCACACCCUCUAGAAAUAGGUUCAAUUGGGCCAAAGAUGUAAACCUAUUUGGUCGCAAAUUGGCCCUUCAUGCUUUCCAUGAAAAGAGAAAUCUAAAGAACUUGAGGGAACUAGGUCUUACAUCAGAGGAUAAUGAAAUUUUCAGUAUACUCACAGAUCUGCACUCUGAACAAGAACCUUUAAAUUCCCUCACAGACUGUAAACCUCUGUGUUGGUUUACCCCAAACCUCAAAGAGUUCCCAUGCAUAGAUUUAUUCGUACAAAUGUGUACUAACGACUUAGAGUUUCAAAGUACCCAACAGUGCCACACUUCAAAUUUGAAAUUUGAGGAAAGUCUGGCUCUACAAGAAUUACAAUUAGAGACAGAAAUUGUGAUAAAAUCUUCUGAUAAAGGAGGAAAUAUAGUCCUUAUGCAGCGAACACAAUAUAUUGACAUGUGUAUGAAACAUUUAUCAGACGACAAUACCUAUCAGGUUCUGAAAGAAGAUCCUACUAAAGGAUACCUUAGGGAAUUACAGCUAUUGGUGCAAGAUGGUUUAACGGAGAAUGUAAUAACACAAAAUGAACACAGAUACAUUGUGUCUCAGUCCAAUAUCACUAUAGCUACAUUUUACUGUCUCCCCAAGGUGCACAAGGAUCUGUGUAACCCUCCGGGGAGACCUAUUGUCUCAGGCAAUCAUAGCCUAACUGAGAGAGCUAGUCAAUUUCUGGACAAAUUACUCCAACCGAUAGUACAAGGCCUUCAGUCCCACAUACGGGACACUAAACAGACGCUAUUGACUUUGGAAAACCUUACAGUGCCACCUUAUACGUCUCUAGCGAGUCUAGACGUGGUGGCUAUUGACUUUGGAAAACCUUACAGUGCCACCUUAUACGUCUCUGGCGAGUCUAGACGUGGUGGCACUGUAUAAUAACAUUCCACAUGAUAAAGGUUUAGCAGGUGUAGCUUAUUUCUUAGAAAAGGCUGAGACUUUCAAUGAACAGGAACAACGGUUCAUUUUGCGGCUAUUAGAAUUUGUGUUAACACACAAUUAUUUUACAUUCAAUGGGAAAUAUUUUUUACAACUCCGGGGCACAGCUAUGGGAUCAUCGUGUGCACCCAGUUAUGCCAACCUAUUUCUGGGUUGGUGGGAAGAGACCAUGGUAUUUAUUGACUCAAAUGCCAUUUUCACUUCAUCUAUAUUAAAAUGGUAUCGCUAUAUAGAUGACGUGCUAAUUUUCUGGAUAGGUCCCUUUACGUUGUUCAAAGAAAUGGUAGACAUACUUAAUGUAAAUUCAAUCAAUCUUCAACUUACUCACGUCAUACAUGUUAAACAACUGGUAUUCCUGGAUUUAUUGAUUAGCAUCCAAGAGGAUGGACUAAUCUCUACAUCACUCUAUAGAAAACCCACAGCAACCAACAGUUUGCUUCACUGGCAGAGCUUCCAUCCAUAUCAUAUCAAGGCCAACAUACCCUAUGGCCAAUAUUUAAGAGCCAAAAGAAACUGCUCGAAUCAGGAAGAUUAUGAAAAGGAGGCGAAGGAAUUAAAAAACAGAUUCAAGAAUCUUGGCUACCCCAACAGAAUAUUAAAAAGAGCCUAUCAAAGAACUAAAGCUGUAGAUAGGAUAGAAAGUCUGCACAGACCCCCGAAAAAUAAAUCUACAACUCCAGGGGUUACGAGGUUUAUAGGCACCUUUGACAAAGACUGGAACCAAGCACUACAGGUGUUGAGUAAAAACUGGCCAGUAUUACAGUAUGAUACUUGCCUAAAAAACACUAUCACUGAACAACCCUCAAUGACCUAUCGCAGAGCAAAGAAUCUGGCAGACCAUCUAACACAUAGCCAUCUAAAACCAGCACAAAUUACUUCUACUUGGCUUCAAACCAAAGGUCUCUUCAAGUGCGGCCAUUGUAAGGCCUGUGACUUUAUACUUCCCUCAAAAACUGUACAUAACAAACGAACCUCUAAAGACGUAGUGGUGAAUUCAUUUAUCAACUGCAGCUCCACUAAUGUGAUUUAUCUCAUAACAUGUGAAUGUGGGCUACAGUACAUCGGUAAAACUUAUCAACAACUACGCAGACGGAUUUUACAACACAUCAAUUCCAUUACGAACCCACGCAUUGAUACACCAAUUGCCAAGCAUGUACGCCUGAAUCAUGCCUCUAAAUCGAAUGUACUUAAAUUUCAGGUGAUCCAAAAAAUGUUUCAGAACCAUCGGAAGGGAGAUAUUAACGUUGCCCUUCUUAAAGCUGAGUCCCGUUGGAUCUAUUCCUUUCAAACUUUAUAUCCGAAAGGAUUAAAUGAGGAGUUUAAAUUCACUCCAUUUAUUCAUGCAUAAAGACAAAUUGACCUGUUUCCUCCUGGCUAUUGAAGAGUUUUUAUCAUAAAGUGGCCCUAUGGUCAUUUACAUUGAUAGCCAAAAGUGUAUGGUUCUUCUACAUGGGAAUUUUUCUUUGAUUUUUUUCUUUGACUUUAAGAUUCCAAAAUAACUUGGGAGAAUUAGAUUUAUGGUUUUUUUUCCAAUAUGAAUAUAACCAUUGGAUUAAGUGUUCCAAAUCUUAACAUUAGUUAUUACAUUUCACUAUAUCAAUAUAGGCAGUACAAGGUAGUCAAUUAUGUGUUUUUACCAUUCAGCAACAUAUUGGACAAAUUUCUUGUUACCAAAUGGUCCAUAUAUCAAUUUAAUUUCUAGUUCAGGUUUUUACCACAUAAGACCUUAUGCUUUCUUGUCCUGUAGUUAUCCCCUUUAUUUUACAUUACAACGAGGACACUACUAUUUUAUAACUUGUUAAGUCCAGCUAUCUACAUGUAUUUUAUUUUUGAUUUAUAUAUGGUUUUGAUUUAAACAUUUCAUUUUUGAUAUUCACCAUAUCUAUUUAUCAAUAAAUCUAUCCAGCCCUAUUUCUCUUCACAGUAUACUGGACCUCUAAGGGUUAACUGUGAGGGAUAGGGCUCUGAGACACUUUCCUCACUUGCCCCUCCCCUCUCUCAUUUCGGCUAAACUAUCAGCCAAUCCGGAGAGAGGGUGGGCUAUUUAAAUGACAUGCUGUCCGUUUACCCGGUUCCCUUGAAAAGCCGUUUUACGGCGAAACGCGCGUCGGGUGCAGUGCAGCAGAGGGUGUGGGAGGCAGACAGGGACGAUCCUACUACGAUUUAGUAAACUUACAGCCACCCCUCUGCUUCAUUUAUUUUAUUUUAUUCAGUUCUAGACGCUUUAUUAGUUUAGACUUUUUUCUCUACCUUUUGUCAGCCAUACUCAGCUAGCGAUUAUUAUAGAGAGUUAGAAAUCGAUUUUGAGUGAGAUUGGGAAACGGGAGUAGCGAUAUAUAACAGGGAUAUUGGGCUCUACUUUUCAUUUAACCCUGUCCUUUUCCCUUCUUACUUGUGCCAGCAAUAUAUAUAGGCACCAUUUCAUGAUAUUUAUUAUUUUCCUUUGUCUCUCUCCUGUCGCUAAAUCUAUUUAGCUUUGGUUGUAGCGAUUGCGCUAAUUAGACAUUUUGUGACUGUGUUACUAUUUUAAAUUACCUAUUAAAAGUUAUAUUUUAUUUAUUCAAUAUGGAUUGCUAACUAUGUACCAGUAGACUGUGGGCAUAAAGUUUAUGUUUCCCACAGUUUUACUUGUACCCUUUUUUUCUCUACUAAUUACAGAUAGCACAGUAUACUAAUAGAGAUACUUAACAUUUCCAGUAUUUUAAGCUCCUUAUUUCACCUAACCCCUUCCUUCCACAGAUGUCAUGGCGGCCACAGUAUCGCAGUUCCAAGUUCCGGAAUGUAUAUGGCAAGGUGGCGAGUCGAGAGAAAUGUUACGACUGUAUACCCAUCACCAAGAAUGUCCAUGAUAACCACUUCUGUGCUGUAAAUGCAAAGUUCUUGGCCAUUGUCACCGAGAGUGCAGGAGGAGGUUCAUUCCUUGUAAUUCCUAUUCACCAGGUGAGUGGCAUAACGUCUGACUUGGCAUAUUUCCCAUCUAUAGGCCAUCUCCGUCAAUUCCUCUCAAUGCAGGCUGACACAUACAAAAAUUAUUUAUGGACCAUGGAUUCUGUCUGCAUGAUUGCCUAACACAAACAAUAGAGAGACAUGUGAUGAAGGCUGGGGAAAAGACUUUGUUAAAAUAAGGGCUGAAUAGGGCACUUUUGUGAAUUCUAGUCCAUGUCUCAAGAAAAUUAGCAGUGCCACUCUGUGCUUGUCCCCAUGUUCCUUUAGUAUUCAUUAAUCUGAAAGACAAAAGCUGCUUAUAUGUGUUUAAGGACCCCGUAAUAACCAAAUGGGAGCUUCAGGGUCCCCCAUCUUCCAUUACUUCUUGAGGAAUGGGUUUAUGGUUCAUAUACAGAGUGGCGGCCUUGGCAUAACCCUGCUCAACAACCUCCUAAUAAAUACAUCAGGUGCCAAGUUCUCCUCAUACAAGAGUAUUCAUAAUUUUUAAUUUUGUUUUAUUCCCAAAUAAAUUAUCUUCUAUUCUAGGAACUUUUGACAUUUUAGGGUUAAUUUUAAUGUUUACCUUCUUUCAUUGGUGGGGGACAUUAUCAAAAUUAUUAUUAAAAACACCUAAAGCACUUCAGCUUGCUAAUGUCAUUUAUGUGUGUUGAAUCUGCCCUCUUUUUUUUUUCCAUUUUACGAAAUGUGCAGAUUUCAAUAGAAAUUGUCACUUUUAUAAAUUAACCUUGUUACAACCCCUACUAGCUGUCAGUCAUGCAACCAGUCCUGUUACUUCCUGGUUUGGUUAGCUCUGUGGAGGCAGCAAUUGCUCAGAGCAACUGCCUUGCAAAGAUUUCUCAUUAAGCUGUGUUGGUAAGUCUGUAAUUAGACAGUCACAGACAGUCUGGGCUGGGGAAGAAGGGGAGGGUUUGCAAAGGCAGCAGACAAGAGAUUUGUAGCUUUUGCAAUAUGUUUUCUAUAUACCCUCUAUGAAAUUUUUUGGGGGAUAUUUCUACUCAAUAGAGAUUUACAAAAACAUUUUUUCUUUACUUGGGCAGUGGAGUGUCUGUUUAAAUCUGGAAAUCGGGAACAUUUGAGCUUUAGUAUAACAGCCCCAUUCCACAAUUUCUUAUCUUUAUGUUAAUAAACUCACACCUAUCAUGUAUGCUGGAUUCUAUCAUUGUUCUAUUAUUGUUAGUAUGGAAUAGCAGGGACCUCUGUACUUGUUAUCAAUCCACACAUCAAGGAAGGCAUAAGGAGCAUCCAAGGACAUGUAUGGAAGAUGGGGGACCCAUGUAUGCAAUGUAAUGUAUAUCAGUGCCAAUAUAUAAUUUCAUCAAAUAUAUAAACUACACAAAAAAGCUUGCACAUAAUAAAUAGGAAGGGGCUGUGCCAAUCUCCCUAUCUAGUUUGGGUGUUGUCUGUGUGGUGUUGAACAUUAAAUAUUCACAACCCAGCGACCUAUAUAAUCCAAUCUCACAUCCAGUGCUCUGUGAGUGAAUAUUAACUAUGACAUGCUACAGAGAUCACAUCCUGAAAAUACAAGUGAUUCCCUCCUGAUCUGACAUGCUGCAUCCUAUAAUGAUAUUAAAUACGCUCACUGAAUUAGAAAUGAGGCGCUAAUUUAAAAACAGAUGACAUAGCAAAUUAUGAUCACUGCUCAAUCUUAUAAAUACAGGAAUAUGAUUCAAACAGCUAUUGAUUUUAGCACUCCAUUUUGUGGACUACAUCUUCCAUAAUGCUCUUACAGCCAUGAUGUUGUUAUCAGGGGAGACGUAGUCCACAAUAUCUGGAGUGCUGAAGGUUGCCUAGUGGUUAUCAUGCUUACAGUUCCCCUUUAAUGAUCCUUUGUGUCAGCAGUGUGUCUGUGUGUAGAGGUGAUUCCCAUUUUCCCGAUAUAUAUGAGUCGAGUCAUGUCAAAGUCACGUAAAUACAUACAGAUAAUGAUAGAAAUGUCUAUUCAGCCAAUUAACUCAGGUCUAUGUUUACUUUUCACAUCUCAAGGAUUCUGCCAGAUCCAGAUAAAUUGCAAUUGGUUGCCCAAAAGGUAGAUCCCCAGAUGUUGAAGAACUACCACUCCCAUGAUGCUUUGCAUGCCUUUGGAAUGGCAAAGCAUCAUGGAAGCUGUAGUUUUAAAACACCUAGAGAUCUACCUUUUGGGCAGCCCUGACAUAGACUGUCUUACAUAUUGUCUGCAAUUUAUGCUGAAAUCACACCAAAACAUUCUCAUACUCUGGCGAUUAUUUAAUCAGUGGAUCUGUCAUUAUCCUGUUUUUUUAGAGUGCUCUGAAUGAUAUUGAUAUUGCAGGACACAUAUCUGGCCAUUUACUACAUUAUAGAAUUAUUAUAAAUGACAUCACGCUGUAGCAGAGAAUGUGCGAGGGAGCAUUAGUAGCAGGAGGAGGGAGGAGCUACUGACAGGUGUAUCUGUCUGUUCUCCUCCCCCAGGUCUGCAUAGCGGGGGGCUUCACCUAUGCAAUGUUCUGUGCCUCCCCCAGACUGGACGCAUUGAGCCCAAUCACCCCAAGGUGUGUGGGCACCAGGGCACAGUACUGGAUAUUAAAUGGAACCCUUUCAUUGAGAACGUCAUCGCUUCCUGCUCUGAAGACACCUCGGUGAGUGACUCUGCAUGUCAGCGCUAAUUAAAUAUGUAUUACAGGGAAAAGGUACAAUGAUGUAGAUGUGGUACAGAAUAUUAUAAAUGUAUCCUGUCAUGUAUCCGCUGACAUUUCAUGCCGUAAAAUCACCAUUCUCAGGGUCUCGCUGUUUACAUGAUCUUUUAAACCUAUGGAGGGUAAUUAUGCCUAUCUCCUAAUAUUUCAUAAGCUUUGUGUUAGUGAAUGAGAAUUUUUUUCAUGAUAAUGUGUAAUGUCUCACAGGACCAGGGUAGACUGUACCAGUAGUCCCUUCUUGAUUUCAGGGAGCUUGAAAAUAUAUCAAAAUGUGUCUAUUCCCAAAUCUGCGUUUGGGCAUCAUCUACACAUCACAAGCCAUCACAUCUGAAAGGUUUUUUUCAGACUGUAAUGUCAAAACUAAACACUACUUACAAUUACACAGUAAGGACAUCUGUAAAAUGACACAAUUAAUGCAUGAUUUUAAGCAUAAGUGUAAAGGAAUAGUACAAAAAAAGAGCAAACAGUAAAGUCUAAAUCUAUCAAUAUAUCUAUUUUUAUCUGUCGAUCUAUCUAUCUAUCAAAAAACUGAGAGCACUCAUGAGACUAAAUAUAGUGUCACUUUUAUUGUCGUUUCAGUUUCUGUAUAAAACUUUCAUCAGUCACAAUGAAAGUUUUUUUUACGAAACUGGAGCUGACAAUUAAAUGUUUUAUUUAUUUAAAGAAGUCCUAGAAGUGCUCUCAGAUAUUUCUUUUUGUAUGUAUUGAUGCUGUAUUAAGCACAUUAAGCAUAAUCUCUUUGAAUAUUGUGUAUACGUGCGAGUGUAUAUAUAAUAUAUAAUCCAAAGAGACUUGCACUCAAGCUACAGAUGUUUAAAAAUCUCAGUCAGUACAGAAUCAGUCAUAUUAACUAAAGAUAUCUACAAGGCAAAAGAUGGAAGAUGUAAGGAAGAAUAAUUUGGAAUUUGUUUCCACCUGAAGAACUGUUAUUCUUAUCUCACUCAUUGUAUCUUAUAUUAUUGUAUAAGUAUUGAAUAAGUAUAUUCAAUGUAAUAGAGCAGCAGGAAAUGCUAGCAGAAUGCUUGGUUGUAUAGGGAGAGGUAUUAGCAGUAGAAAGAGGGAAGUGCUCAUGCCAUUGUACAGAACACUGGUGAGACCUCACUUGGAGUAUUGUACACAGUACUGGAGACCGUAUCUUCAGAAGGAUAUUGAUACCUUAGAGAGGGUUCAGAGAAGGGCUACUAAACUGGUUCAUGGAUUGCGGGAUAAAACUUACCAGGAAAGGUUAAAGGAUCUUAACAUGUAUAGCUUGGAGGAAAGACGAGACAGGGGGGAUAUGAUAGAAACAUUUAAAUAUAUAAAAGGGAAUCAACACAGUAAAGGAGGAGACUAUAUUUAAAAGAAGAAAAACUACCACAACAAGAGGACAUAGUCUUAAAUUAGAGGGACAAAGGUUUAAAAAUAAUAUCAGGAAGUAUUACUUUACUGAGAGGGUAGUGGAUGCAUGGAAUAGCCUUCCAGCUGAAGUGGUAGAGGUUAACACAGUAAAGGAGUUUAAGCAUGCGUGGGAUAGGCAUAAGGCUAUCCUAACUAUAAGAUAAGACUAGGGACUAAUGAAAGUAUUUAGAAAAUUGGGCAGACUAGAUGGGCCGAAUGGUUCUUAUCUGCCGUCACAUUCUAUGUUUCUAUGUUUAAUAUUUCACAAAAUGUAAUAAGAUAAUUGCAUCACUUACUGCUUGUAUUAGAAACAUUUAAAUUAUCAUGAAACAAUAAUGUGAUAUUUUCUGUUACUGAAUUAUUCACUUGGUAUAAAUUUCAUGUAUUUCAUUAUUUGUAACUAUGGCAACUAAGCCUGUCUCCUUUGAUUGUAAUUACCGCUUACAGUGUAAAAGUGGCUGUAUUGUUUUUUUUACGUGGAAUAAUAACAUAGAAUGUCACGGUAGAUAAGAACCAUUCGGCCCAUCUAGUCUGCCCAAUUUUCUAAAUACUUUCAUUAGUCCCUGGCCUUACCUUAUAGUUAGGAUAGCCUAAUGCCUAUCCCACGCAUGCUUAAACUCCUUUACUGUAUUAACCUCUACCACUUUAGCUGGAAGGCUAUUCCAUGCAUCCACUACCCGCUCAGUAAAGUAAUACUUCCUGAUAUUAUUUUUAAACUUUUCCCCCUCUAAUUUAAGACUAUGUCCUCUUGUUUUGGUAGUUUUUCUUCUUUUAAUGUAGUCUACUCCUUUACGUAUUUUAAUGUUUCUAUCAUAUCCCCGCUAUCUCGUCUUUCCUUCAAGCUAUAUAUGUUAAGUAGCCCAGUUUAGUUGCCCUUCUCUGAACUUUUUCCAAAGUAUCAAUAUCCUUCUGAAGAUACGGUCUCCAGUACUGUGUACAAUACUCCAGGUGAGGUCUUACCAGUGUUCUGUACAAUGGCAUGAGCACUUCCCUCUUUCUACUGCUAAUACCUCUCCCUAUACAACCAAGCAUUCUGCUAGCAUUUCCUGCUGCUCUAUUGCAUUGUCUGCCUACCUUUAAGUCACGCAACAUGUGGACACACCAAAGACCACUCAAUCUUCAUAUACUUAUUGUAAUCUGUAAGGUUUUCAAAACAAAACAAAGUAGCUCGUGAAGACCUUGCUGUGAUGGAUUGAAGAGCAGAUACAAUCUGGCGGGAUCCCUGUCCCUGAGUACAGAUUCAAUAUUCAUGGAGAGGGAUCCCGUAGAAAUGUAUAUUCUUGUCUGAUUAUGUUGUAUUAUGUUGUCCUGUUUCUAUCAUAUCAUAAUUACAAGACCGAUCUUGAGGAAACCCUGGGUAAUAUUUAAUCUCUUGAUCGGCAAUAUCCAUUCCUCCACUGUGAUGAAAGUAAUGGCCUUGUACAUCAUGAAGGGAUGCUGGGCAUAUGGUUGCUGAUCAUCUAAGAAGGAGUGUGAAGUUGAGUACUGCGAGAAGAUGUGGGGAGGCAUACAGUGUGGUGUGAUGAUCCAGUGGGAGAAGUACCACUUUAAAGACAUUCAAAUGGCAUAGGGUGAGACAAGGCCAAAUGUUUGGACUUAAUCUACGGGGAGAACUAAGUCAGUUAUUUGAAGGGCAUCCUGUUUUUUCCCAGGACAGAUGCUUUGUGAGAAUAAACAAUAAAAAAGAAAAUCCUGCGCACUCCCUUAUCCACUAAACAGCAACUUCGGUCUCUCAGAUUCUGAAUUCUGAAUCUGUCAGCACCAAAGUUGCUGUUUAGUGGAUAAGAGAGUGCACUGGAUUUUCUUUUUUAUUGUAUAAAUUGGCUCCCAGCAGCACCCUAUUUAUGCAUGUUCAGGUGAGUUCAGCCAGCCCCCUGAUUUCUCAUAUAUUUUAUAUAUAUAUAUAUAUAUAUAUAUAUAUAUAUAUAUUUGGGAGCAGGGUUGUAUUUGCCGCGAGGCAAACAAGGCAUUUGCGUAGAGCGCCACUUUCAGGUGGGCAGCAAAAAUCGUCGCCCUAAGUGCCUAGGCAAAUGCCUUGUUUGUCUCUUACCCCAGGGAUAAAAUUAAUGAGUGUGUGUGUCAGUGAGUGUUUGUGUGUCAGUCAGUCAGUGAGUGUAUGUGUGUCAGAAAAUAUUGGUAUUUGUGCGUGUGUGUGGCUUUCAGUGUGUGUUUGUGUAUCAGUCAGUCAGUGAGUGUGUGUGGGGCUGUCAAUGUGUGUGUGGCUGUCAAUGUGUGUGUGUUUGUCUGUCAGUAGCUCAGUGGCUUUGAUAUGAAGAGGUGGGGCAAAUUUAGAUUAGGGAGGUGUCUGAAUUUAGUUGUGCCUAGGGCAGUACAAACCAGAAUACAGUGGCAGUACAAACCAGAAUACACCACUGUUUGCGAGUCUAGCCAACUCCAUGGUUUUGCACCCCUCCCUGUCACAUGUGCCUCAUUCCAGGACCCUAUUUAGCCUUGUACUGCAGAGAACUCUAGGUGGAAUUUCCCCCCCCAAGUAAGUAGCUCAUGAAGCAGAAAUUAGGCUGUUAGAGUAGGACCUGCCAACGAUGGGGUACAUUGACGUUGUGGCAGGCCUAAGCAAUGUAUGAUCAUGUAAUGUAACUAAACCUCCAUUAUUUUUUGCAUAGAUUAGGUGUUUUAAAAAACUAACUAAAAAUCUGUGGAUAAGGGAGUGGAUAAGGGAGUGCACUGGAUUUCUUUUUUAUUGUAUAAAUUGGCUCCCAGCAGCACCUUAUUUAUGCAUGUUCAGGUGAGUGCAGCCAGCCCCCUUGUGAGCAUAAACUAUGCACAAAACUUGUGGCCUCAUCUCACACUCAUACUCACUCAUAGGAACAGCAAUUGUGAUGCUCUACAUUUAACAUCCUGCACUAACUCCUACAACGCCAAGGCCUCAUCUCAUACUCACUCAUAGGAACUGCGAUUGUGAUGCUCUGCAUUUUUUUUCUCUCACCACUAAAGGGUUCUCUCUACCUCUUGUAUUUGUCUGUGUAUAUUGUACGUUCUCCACUAAUUGUACAGCGCUGCGGAAUCUGUUGGCGCUUUAGAAAUACUAGAAUAUAAUUCAGUAAUAAAAAAUAAAUAAGUGACAGCGACAAAGCUGAUACAACAUAUAAAAGAAACCUUAGACUGCUGAUUUUACCCUUCAGGUUCGAGUGUGGGAAAUCCCAGAUGGUGGACUCAAGCGAAACAUGACAGAAGCCGUACUUGAACUGUAUGGACACAGUCGAAGAGUGGGGUUGAUAGAAUGGCACCCCACAGCAAACAAUAUACUGUUUAGUGCUGGAUAUGACUACAAGGUUAGUAAGAAGAUAUGUUGUUUAGCUUGAAACACGGCAUAAGCUAUUUAAAUACCGAUUUCCAGCUAGGGUGAAGAAAGUGACAAACAGAAAAUAUAUACAUGAACAGGUUAUCCAUAUUGUAAAAUUAUAUUCCCCAAAGGGCCCCAUAACUGUUACAUCACAUAUUGUAAGUACUGUUUUACUGAAUGCUUCUGUUUGAAUUCCAAUUAAAAAGGGGUGAUGAUUUAUAUUCCAAAUGCAGGUGUGAAUUCAUCUAACAUUCAUCCAGUCCCUUCAAGCGGUGUUACAUAACUGUUUAAUGGGUAGUGCGGAAUGCAUCAGGUAGCAUGCUGGCAGCAGUCUAAAGAUAAUGUUUCAACAUUCUAAUAUAAAACUUUAUUUCCUGCACUCCAUACUGGAAACUUAUAUACCUGCAUUUGCACUUAUAUAUAUAUAUAUACACUUUUCUCUUUCCAUAGAUUCUAAUCUGGAACCUAGCUAUUGGAGAGGCAGUGAAGAUGAUAGACUGUCACACAGAUGUUAUCCUUUGCAUUUCAUUUAACACAGAUGGGAGUCUCUUGGCCACUACUUGUAAGGACAAGAAGUUACGUGUGUUGGAACCUCGUUCAGGGAAGGUUCUGCAGGUAAGGGGACACAGUGAACCACUUUAAAUCUCCAUAAACUGUUAAACUCUUCUGUAUGCACACAUUUUGAUGUUAGUCUUACAUUUUACAGCCUUCCACACUCACAUACCUAUUGCACCCGUAUGAACUCAUCUUAUAAUACCCUUCCACUCACAUUGCAUUCACCCUACUUCCUUUAUGCACAUCUCAGUCUCACAUUUGUAUAUGUCCCACUCUUACCAAACAAAAUCCGUUGCAAACUAGAUAUUUUUCUGUCUCACUUUUUAGGAAGCCAGCUGCAAGAAUCACAAGGUGAUGCGCGUUGUCUUCUUGGGGGAUAUGAAUCGUCUGCUCACAACAGGGUUCUCCAGGUGGAACACAAGGCAAAUUGCACUGUGGGACCAGGUGAAGAAUAGUGUGCCAGUCAUGGGACUAUUAUCUCCUGUAUUAUUGUAUGGGGAUGAGACUCUUAAAUGUACUUAAACACAUAGUAAUACAACAGAUACCAUAAACUAGAUCUCACAUACGUUAAAUAACCCAAUGCAGCAAUGCAAUACAUAAUUGUCCCACCAAAGGCCUACCAUAUUCCUUGUGUCAUAUUUAUGCUGUACUUUAUUCAGACAGAGAAUGGCAAGUUAUGUUGACCUCCAAAUUGGUUUCCAUGAUAUUAAAAGCAGAGGCCUAUCAGGUUCUACUAAAUGCAAAAGAUAAUGAUACUGCACUCAGAAAAUUCUGAAUAAAGUUCAUUACAGAAUUUAAUAAUCAUUAAUUAAUUGAAUGAAAUUCAUUAGUUGUGAAAUACUACAAAGUUAGAAAAAAUUAAUGAUAUAUACACACACUUAAAUUGAUAAUAUAUACAAGUUGAUAUGAACCAAUAUAGUUUGGUAGAAGCACUAUAUUGUGAAUCUACUAUUGUUACUCCAUGUUAAUUAAAGAGAGUCCCUGACCACAUCAAGAAGUUAAGUACUAAGUUGUUGUGUCUGGAAGUCCAAACAGAUAUAUCAUCCAGGAGAGUAGGGUUAAUAAAAAAGAGAAAAAAGUAAAAAAUGAAAAAAAUAUAUACAAAAAAAGGAAAAAAAGAAAAAAAUGGAAAAAUUAAGUAUAUACAGUCCCAGUGUGUACACACUAUGAUGUAAUAUGGAUGGAUCUCACCAGUGGAGGAAAAGGGUCCAAUAGUCCAGUUCUUUGUAUCUCUUAAUGUGUUGGUGAAAUCCCUGUAGUUGAUUAUUCUUUCUUGGUUUUCAAAUAAAGUAUAAAAAGAGGUUCCCCACUUGUCCUGGAGGUAUUUGAAUGAAAUUUCUUGUCAGCUGGUCCUGGGUCUCAUAAACGGGCUGCGCGCUCGGGAUCUACAUGUAUCCCUUCAAUGGCCCUGUCGGAGGAAACAGUUAGUGAAAGUCACAUACUUUUAUGCAGUUCGGUGCGCCCGCAUUAAUGCGUGGGUCGCGCCUAGAUGACGUCAUGACGCUCGCGUCCGUGAGUCGCAUCUAAAUGACGUCAUGACGCACACGUCCGGUAUCCAUGCCCGACGUGUGCCGUUUAAUUAUGUAAAUAUCAACAUCCCUAUGUAGUUGUAUGUGUUGAAAAUUACUUGUGAAAGUCCAUUGCAUGCAAAAUUUGACAAUGUACAUUUACACAUACAAUCCUUUACCAUAGUCUGCAUGCAUGGAAAAAAGCAAGUUCCCUAAUACAUAUUUACCUAGGGAAGAGCUGUGCAUAUUGAAACAAAAAAUCAUAAAAUCAUAUUAACAUAGAGUCCUAAGAUAAUUAAUUGUUAUGAUAGGAUUCUUCACAAAUAAAGGAAUACUGAUCAUAUUAGAAUAUACUCAAGAGUUAAAGGCAUAUUUUAUACCUGGUUAUUCUGGUCAAGAAAAAGCUACUGAUCAUUUUAUGCAAAGAGAGCUAAGAUGAUUGAAAUAAAAAAGUGUGACUCAGACUGGGUCUUUACUUUUGUAUUUUGAAGUAUAUAAAUCACUAAACCUAAAAAUUGAGGUUCUGGUCUGCAAGAUGGAAUCAGGUUCUACUGACACUUUCCACUACAGAGGUUUGUGUUUUGUGGUUGCAUGAUGCUGGCUUAUGAGUAAAAUAUGUUUGUGUCAUCUACCCACCUUUAUGCAGGAGGACUUGUCCGUGCCAUUGAUAGAUGAUGAAGUAGAUGGGUUGUCAGGGCUGCUUUUCCCAUUUUAUGACAUGGACACUCACAUGCUUUACCUGGCUGGAAAGGUAAGCUAAUUACACGCCCUAUAAGAAAACUCAAGAUAUUUAUUUUACUUGAAGAAAAACUUAUGUCUAACUACCUAUCCUUCCAUGCAUCCCUGUUAUUAUCAAAAGAAAACAACUAAAAAUGUGAUUUCACUUACUGCCAUAAAAAUAGAAGCAAAAUCUAAUAUUUAGCUCAACCAAAAUAAUCAUACCUGAAAAAUAUUGGUUCUCUCAUUAUACUAAAUGAUACACUUUCUAUAAUCCAGUGGUACUCAUAGUAGCAGUGUUACCCAGGAUAUUCACGAUGGAUGAUCCUAUUGACAAUAUGUUUAAUUGUGAGCAUGUGUGGGCAUCUUCAGACACUUUUCUAGUAGUGUUGCAAAAAUGAAAUCAUAGGGAGACGUUUAGGGCCAGAUAUACAUUCAAAGCAUCAAUAGCCACAAGUAUUAAAUAACUCAAUUUGUCCAUGUGCCCCCACUCUAAACAAAAUAUGGGAACAUGAGCUUAUUGUCAUGCUACGGGAGAGAUAAUUGGUCUCUGGAAUAUGUAGAUAUAUAGAAAGAUUCUUAUGGCAAAUAAUCAUGAGCAGGCAGUCUACUCUGUCCAUUUCCUCUCUAAAAGCAGUUAAUGUUCUUGCCUUUGUUUCCUGUUGAUGAAAGCAGGAUGUCUAUUAACAGUCAUCAUCACAUGAAACGCAUUUUAAAGCAGUUCAUAGAUAGAUGAUUUUUGAACACCAGAGCUCCCACUAAUUAGACAUUUUUAAACUCCAAAUCCUACAGCCUUUUAUUUCAGUACAGUAUAUAAAAUGUAGUAGUGCUUACAGUAAUAAAUCAAUAUACAUGGAAUAGAAAUCCAUUGCAUCUGCAUGUUAGUUACAGGGUUACAAACCAAAGCGAGAGUUCAAAUAUGAAUUUCAAAUUCAAGGUAAAAAUAGUUGAACUGAAAACAUUCUCUAAGUCAGCUAUGCUUCCAGUUUUGCUUCUUUGGCCUUACGUUUGAAAUACACUUUGGUGAAUAACCCUGUUAGGGCAGCAAUCACAACUAUUUGGUACAGUUGCACUACGGUCCCUAUUUUUCAGAAUAUAAUAACUAAUUAACUUUCUAUUCUAGGGAAGACCUUGCUCUUACUAUACUACUUGUAUAUUUAAUAGGAAACUACAAUCUAAUCAGGAAAGUCUCAUUGAUGAUACAUUGUUAUUAGCAUUUAUAUGGAGCCAACGUAUUCCGCAGCACUCUACAAUUAUAAAAUGGCGAUAUUUAAUAAGAAGUACAUUACAUAUAUAACAGAGACAAGAGAUGAGGAAGUCCUUGCUCAAACAACACACAAGAGAAAAUAACAACAUACCAGAGGGGAUAGGGAUUGAUGGAUACCUGUGUUGAAAUAAGCUAGUAAAAGCAAUUUGUGGAAGAACUGAACAGUGGCAGGAGAGGCAGUGAGGUGGGCUAUGAAGUCGUGGGAACUGAUGAGAGCAGUUAAAGGGGAAAAGAAUCACCCAGGAAGAUAGUAGGCUUUCAUAAAGAGGUGUGUUUUCAGUGACUUCUUAAAGGAUCACUUUAGAGUAAUACAAUACAUGUAUUCCUGACCCUAUAGUGUUAAAACCACCAUUUAGGUGGCUUGCGUCCCUGGCCUUGCCCCUGAUCCGCCUCCUUGCUGACAUAAUCUGAAUCUAUGAUUUCAGCCAAUCCAAUACUUUCCUAAAUGAUUGGCUGAAAUCGACAAGAAGGCAGGAUGGGGGCGGGACCAAACACCUGCUUGGCCAAACAGCACCUCCUCAUAGAGAUGCAUUGAAUUAUUGCAUCUCUAUGAGGAAACUUCAGUGUCUCCAUGCAGAGCGCGAAGACGCUGAACGGUAGAGCUGCACACUGUGCAGCAUUGCCGUAGGAAGCACCUCUAGUAGCCAUCUGAGGAGUGGCCACUGGAGGUGUCCCUAGGGGGCAAAGUAAACACUGCCUUUUCACUGUAAAGAUAGUGUUUACAUGAAAUUACCUGCAGGGAAUGAUUAUUCUCAUCAGAACAACUACAAAAAGCUGUACUUGCUCUGGUGACGAUAGUGUCCCUUUAAAGCAGGGGACAACUUUAGGCAUAAUUAGUAAUUAUGGUGCAAUAUUCUAAAAGUGCCAAGUGGUCACCAUACAACAUGCCACUACAGUCUUGUCUGUGGACUUACCUGCGUUUAUCAAUCUUUUUCCCAUGCAAGGGAGACGGGAACAUUCGAUAUUACGAGAUAACAACAGAGAAGCCAUUCCUGACGUACUUAAUGGAAUUUCGUUCUCCGGCACCCCAAAAAGGGCUUGGUGAGACUCAUAUUUAGAAAAUAUUGACAAAUUAAUAUUAUUGAAAGUGAGAGUUCAUCUUUACAUGCUGAAUUGGGUUGUAGACUGCCUCAUUCCACAUGUGUAAGGCAAGAUCUGCAAGCAACACCUUCUUUCUAGUUAUUUUAUGCAAUUACGCCUCCUGUACAGAUUAGGAACAGUUCGAAAAUGCAUCAAGCACCUGAUUAUGCGAUCUAUUUUUAGGGGCGAUGCCAAAGCAUGGGUUGGACGUCUCACAAUGCGAAAUAUUCAGGUUUUACAAAUUGAUCACCUUGAAGAAUCAAAUAGAACCAAUCUCCAUGAUAGUGCCUAGGAGGGUAAGUUUUUCACAGACAGGAGUAGUUACAUAAGCCAUAAGACCUAUAAAGAUGAAAGGGCACUCAAAGAUAAAAGACUGUAUCCCUUAAAACACCUUCCAGUAAAUAAAAGCCCAAAAAAGUUAGCUGCGCACUGUCCCAAAUUCCUAUGUACAUUUAAAUAACUGAAAGUUUUUAGUAUCACUCCAAAGGCCAUUAAAGUGUAAGCCCACCUGCCACAUCAAGGGAAAACAUCUAAAGUGAGUCCUACACUAAUUACCUUGCUGGGUUUUUUUGUUUGUUUUUUAUUACCUGCUGAAAAUGGCAAGGUAAUUUACUAGUGUAGGACUGUCACGGGAGUCGUAUCCCAACACGCAAAAAGAGUGGAAAUCAACAAAAGGUCCGAAAGACGUAUUACAGAGCCUUAGAUUGGCCGGAUUUAAUGUAUUAAAUAUAGCGAGAAACAAGGUUAGGGUAAGUCAAGGUCAGGUAUGCAGAAAUACACACAGUAUACACAAAGCCGGGUCAGGAUACCAGAAAAUCACAUGUCAAAUAUGAAGCCAGGUCAGGCUACGAGAAAUCACAAGUCAAAUACGAAGCCUGGAGAGGAUACGAGAAAUCACAAGUCAAAAUACGAAGCCGAGGUCAAUAACAGGACUACAACAAGAGAGACUUCUAUAUAGCACUAAAGUGUAUCAGCACAGAAAUCACAAUAGAGCAAUGAGUAAGGACUAGAACAAGCCUUAAAGGACCACUAUAGUGCCAGGAAAACAUACUCGUUUUCCUGGCACUAUAGUGCCCUGAGGGUGCCCCCACCCUCAGGGUCCCCCUCCCGCCCAGCUCUGGGGAGAGGAAAGGGGUAAAAACUUACCUUUUUCCAGCGCUGGGCGGGGAGCUCUCCUCCUCCGAUACUCCCACUCGGUUAGCUGCGCGCGCAUUCAGCCGGUCGCAUAGAAAAGCAUUUACAAUGCUUUCCUAUGGACUCUUGCGUGCUCUCACUGUGAUUUUCACAGUGAGAAUCACGCAAGCGCCUCUAGCGGCUGUCAAUGAGACAGCCGCUAGAGGAAUUGGAGGAAGGAUUAACCCAUUUGUAAACAUAGCAGUUUCUCUGAAACUGCUAGGUUUAUAAAAAAAUGGGUUAAUCCUAGCUGGACCUGGCACCCAGAGCACUUGGUAAGCUGAAGUGGUCUGGGUGCCUAGAGUGGUCCUUUAAAUAGGUUCAAAAGAGUUCCCAUUGGUCCACGUCAUCUUUGUGACCCAAAACAGCAUGGAGUCGCGUUCCUUUAAGGGUGUGAUGUCAUGGGAAUUUAAUUAUUUAAGGUGAUGCGGUUCGGCCCGCAAAACAGCAGAGGGACAAAAGGUCUGAGGACUGCAGUAGUGGGGCCAUGCGGUGCAUUCUGCCCUUGUGGCCCAAGGAGAGGAACGGUAAGUUUGUGACAAGGACUCAGUUAAGAGGUUUGCUUUGAUAUGGCAAUUGAACUUACACUUUAGACACAACUGGGUAAUCCCUAAAUCCUGGACCAGUAGGGAUGCCUUGAGAACUGGAUUGGGAACCACUCCUGUAGAUGUUAUCACUGAAGAAAAAAUAAUGAUUUCCGGCAAGACACUAAGAAUAUACAAAUGUAUUCAACUAGUAAAAUAGUGCGGAAUACCGGAUCAUAUUGUAAUAAUAAUUAAGAACUUAUUGUUGAUCUUCACACGUUUCUAAAACAUUAUUAAAACAAUUAUUCAAUAUAUACUUUACAUAAAUGAAAGUAUAAAAUCAGUAGAACAAUAAUUUUACAGACAAUUAACAGUAUUUUCUUGUUACAGUCGGAAACAUACCAGGAAGAUAUAUACCCGAUGACUCAAGGAAUGGAACCAGCAAUGACUGCUGAUGAGUGGCUAAGUGGCAUUAAUAGAGGUGGAGUGUUGAAGACACAAGUGUUAGGGGUGGGGGGAGGCUUGGAUAUUCCAGCUAGAUAGUGGGCACUAACUGACCAUAGCAAUUCAACGGGGGUUUAAAUCUAAUCAUUGGGUGUUUGCUUAUAAAUAUUUUCUUAUUUCUCACAUAUUCCUUGAUUGAAUAAUCUGUGUAAUGGCUUUGUCUCAGCUGUAUAUUCAAUUCCAAUAGCACACAUCAAACAAUUGCUAAUCUCAGUUUUCUGCAGGCCCAGUCCUGAUGAGCUUGAAGGAGGGAUAUCAGAAGGAGUGUAAAGCCACUUUCAAAGCACCAGUGCGGGACAAGAAGAGCUUAGUGGUCAAUGGAAUUGACCUAUUGGAGAAUGUCCCACCUAGGACAGAGAAUGAAGUAUGUAUUAUGUUCCACAUAUUCAAGCAGUUGUCUGAACACAGUGCACUGCACUGCAGGGACCACCAUUAUUUCAUAUAGUAAACAUUCUGUAACCAAAGCUCAUUGUCUGAACAUAUUUGGGGUUAUUUAUAAAAAGUGUGGAGUUCACUUUUCACACUGCCAUUCUGGCGCUUAUCCGUUCUCCUUUGUAUUACCUAAUUUGCACCAAAAUAUUUCUUGCUCUGUCUAUUCUGUCAUUUUAUCUUCCUUUUUCAUCUUUUAUUUUUUGGUUCUGAAAUUUGUCUCUUCUUGUGAAUAAGAAAAGAGAUGACAAAGUACACCUUUUCUUUUCAACAUUUUUUUGGGGGGCAGGUUUUCUGAGACAGGUAAGCAGCUUGCAGGAUUAUAAUUGACAAAAAGGUAUAAAAAAAAAUUGUUUCAAUUACGAAAUGUGUUUUUAUUUCCUAGUCAUUUUACUCAAUUGCCUUAUAUUUUUUAAUGUAAUAAAUUAUACAAAAAGGAGAAAAAAGUGAAAGAGGUGUCAAGAGUGUCAGAAAGGCACAUUUCGGCACUUUACAGAAAAGAUACCAAUGGAUAAAGGUAGGAGUAACAGUAAUAUAAGUAAGAAAAUAGCACAUGCUCAAAAAAAUGGGGUAAAUACAAAAACAAAUGUGACACUUUUUAUACAUAACCCCUGUUCAAAACACUGCUUCACUCAGUGCACAGAGCAUGAGACAGACAUUAGAGUUCACAUUUUCCAUGUACAUUUAAUGCCUAUGCUGCUGAUUCUGCUCUCCCUCUACCCACGUACCUGUCCCUUGCAGUUGCUACGCAUGUUCUUCCGGCAGCAGGAUGAAAUCCGACGUCUGAAGGAGCAACUGGCUCAGAGAGACCUCCUCAUCAGACAGCUGGAAUUGGAGCUCAGAAACCUGAGGAACAAUCCCAAGGACAGCUAGCUGCCUUUAUGUUUCCCAUGUAAACCACACACUGUCCAAAGGACAGUUAACUGCCCAAUGUAUAAUUCCUGGGGUAUAUGUAUAUAAAUAUACUAACACCCUUGUAAUGCCUUUCCCUGGCACACUGGGAAACUAUGUAUAGAUCUGAGCUAAUUGCACCACUGCCCUAUGCAUAUUUAGCUAAGGUCCUGACACAAACAUCUACCACAUUGUUCCCCAAUGCAGGAGCUAAAUGUGGCUAGUACCAAACCUUUUCAGCCUCUCUCAUUGAUGUACAUUAAGGCCUGGAUUUGCCUUGUAAGACAGUUACCUUUCCCCAAGGGUAUACACACCACACACACAUAUAUAUAUAUAUAUAUCCAUCCAUAGUGGGAAGGAUACAUGACAAAGGUUGCAAUUUAAAAAAGAGUUUACUAGCUCAUUAGACCAAGAGGAUCUGUGGAUACUCAAAUAUAUUUUUCUUCUACAUAACUGAUCUAUACACAUAUUAAUAUGGAGGUCUAAACAACAGUCGUAAUUAUUUGACUGAAGAAAGCCAUAACUAACUGUGCCGAACGUAUGGUAUGAGCUCUCAAUAAUAAGGCACUAGAGAGCUCCUGCUUCCACUCUUACUUAUUAUUUUAUCACCUUUUCUUUUCUUGUACGGUUACCGGCACAUUUUCAUGUGUUUUUGUUCACAAUGGAGCACUCUGUGUGUGAGAUCAGGCAGGUCACUUUCUUGCUCAUUUUCCUUCUAUUUAUUGCUAACUGUUAUUUCCUAUGCAAAAUGGGACAUUAAAAUCAUUAACUCAAACUAUGGAGGAAUGGUUAUUAAUAAGGCAUUUCAUUUGUCAGUUACAUAGAUUACAGAUCAACAUUUUACACAAUGCAGAUGGUUGAACAACUGUGUAUCACAAACAAACAAGGAAAGUGUAUGAAUGAUUAAAAUAGUCUAUGAAUGGGUAAAAUGUUUACCAUGCCACAUUUAUCGAGUCAUACAUAGUUCAGCUGCACUGUGUUUGACCCUGUAAAUAUGGAGUGCUGAUCAUUUUACCAGGGUGUGCUGUACUAUUCUAUUUAUUGACAGAAUUUAUUCACUGGACCAAGUGUCUUGCACCCCUUUAGGUACAUAUGCUCGAUACAUUUUUACUUUGGGAGCAACAAAAAUGUCUAAAAAUGGUUUAAAAUAAAUAUGUCAGGUUUCUUUUAAAUAUGGUGAAACUUAUCAGAAACUCAACUCCAGGAGAAGAACUAGAACGGCGACAAAUCUUUGCACAUUGUAUUUAC